Podarcis lilfordi (Lilford's wall lizard) is the source of this 44762-nucleotide messenger RNA. Lineage: Eukaryota; Metazoa; Chordata; Lepidosauria; Squamata; Lacertidae. The record is from the annotation of a GenBank genome assembly.
AGGAAGCGGAUGGGGAGAGGGCGUGGCCUCUGCGCUGCUCACUUCCUGGUUCCCUCUCCUCCUCCCCCGCCCGCCCCCGGGAGCGUGAAUGUAGCGCGUUGGUGGGAGAGGAAGGUGUAGAGGCGCGCGCUUGCCGGGGCGUCGCGAGCUGCCUUCCGCCGCUGGCGGGGCGGAUGGAACGUCUGGCUGGGCGCUGGAAGCUUGACCCGGGAGGCGCGAGCGGCGGCGGCGGCGGCGUGUUGCUUCAUCCCCAGCCCUGGUAGGUUGAAGGGAGGCGAGUCUGGAGCCCCCGGGGGCGAGGGAGGGGGAUUCCCGGGGCAGGGUGGGGAAAUUGGCAGGACCCGGGGGGGUUGGCAGCCGUGGGCUGCUCUGCAGCAAAGCAAAUGCACGCGAGGUGUGGGUGCGCGUGUCGCGCGUGCACGUGUGAAUGUGGCUCAGGAAGCCGCGGGCAGGUCCUGGGAUGCCGCUCCCUGCAAGGUGAGUCGAGUGUCACACGAAGGGACCUCGCGGGCCAUCUAGCCCAACCCCUUGCAAAGGCAGGCUUCUUUUGGCCGAUGUGGAACUCGAACCCACGACCCUGAGAAUGGAAAUAUGGUCCCCAUAUUGAGAUAUGCUCCCCAUACAAGGACUCUCUCGGCAUAUGUCCUUUGCAGGCAGUCUUGGGGCUACUGUGCCAAGUAUAUGCUGUACAAAACCACAAAAUACAUAAUAAAAAUAACAACAACAACCCAAUAACAAGCCCCCCCAAAACCCCACAUUUUAAAAGGGCAUAGGAUUUUAAUGUGAACCUACCUAAUAGGAACUGUGUGAAUCAAUAUGCCCCCCCAAGCCCCAUGUGUAGAAUGGGAGAGUUAAUCAUCAUCAGUGCUUUUUUUUCUGGGGGGCUCAGGGGGACGCAUACCCCUAAACAUUUUGUGAAUCUUUGUACUUUUGUCCGUUGGCUGUAUUUGCUUUUCCCGAUUUGAACUAUAAAAUGGUGAUUUUCUUGAGUCAAAAUGAGAGUACCCCUAAACAUUUUUUCGGAAAAAAGGGGCCCUGAACAUUUUGUGAAUCUAAGUUUGGCCUCAUUGAGGGGCAGUAUUUCAAUAUGAGUAAGAAAAGGAGAGUAUACCCCUAAACAUUUUUUAAGAAAAAAAAACACUGAUAAUAAUAAUUUAUUACUUAUAUCCUGCCCAUCUGGCUGGGUUUCCCCUGAAGGGACCUGAGGGUCAUCUAGCUCAACCCCCUGCAAUGCAGGAGGUCCAUACAGGGGAUCGAACCCAUGACCUUGGCGUUCUCAGCCCUGCGCUCUUAAACCACCUGAGCUAACCGGUUGGAUUGUACUUGUUUUGGAUGAAGUUUAAAGGGGAAAGGGGUUGGAUGAAACACUUGAACUGCUGGGCUGCGUUUGCUGGGCUACUCUGCUUGCAAUAAUAACAGCAGUAAGAAUAAUUUUAUUAUUUAUACCCCACCCAUCGGGCUGGGUUGCCCCAGCCACUCUGGGCAGCUUCCAACACAUACAAAAACGGAAUAAAACACAAGUUAUAUUCUUAGGAAAAAUACAGAACUACUCUGUUUCCUUUGCUAAUUUCUGUUAACAGAAGUUCACGUUUACCUGCUUGGUGAUUCUGGUGGAACUACGCUACCAUACAAAUCUACCAUCUAUCUGUGUUGUGUUAGUUGGUGAAGCGCUGGAAUUUGGGAAGACUUUGGGUCAAACAGGGUUCGAAAUUAUCAAGGCACAUUUUGCACCUAAAGAUUCUCCAUUUGCAGCACCUCCAAAAGUCUGGGUGCCGUUUUUUGCGCUUGGCUGAAACUCAAGGAUUACGGAAAUGUACGAUAUGUGCUUUGAAGCUUCCAAGUUAAGGAUAAACAAUAUAUUAAGGAGUUUAUCAGUAAAGAGUGUUUUGAAAACUCAAGUACGGUACCAAUAUUUUUAUUGUAAACACCACAUUAAACAUGUAUUAACAAUUUCUGAAAAAAUGUGAUAUUUACAAUGUGUCACUUAUGUGAAUUGCGUAGUAGUUCAUGCUUAUUAAUUAAUAAAUAAAAAGUGUUGCCAAUUCUCCCUGCCCUUGGUGGCGACUAGACAUUCAGCUUUGGCACCUACAACCCAGGUCCCAGAAACCAUUUGGCUCCUAGCUUUUCUAUCCCGGGUUCUAACACUCAGGCCAAGUAUCUGCAUAUCUAUGAAGUUCUCUUUUUUUAAUAUUUUAUUUUCAUUUUUAAAACGAUAUUCUUAUGCAUUCACAUCAUUUUCAAUUUCUACACUUCUGGGAUUACUUAGAUCUCUCAGACUUCUACCCCCACCCCCGAUUUCCAAUUUCUCCCUAUUUUUUUUGCAUCUAAUUACAUUUUUCCAAUCCAUAUUAUCUCCUUUUUUACCUUCAGUCAUAUUACAAGUGCUAUAACAAUCCUCCUGAUGUUUUUAAGUAUACACAGCGGUCCUUAAGAUAUUCUGUAAACUUUUCUUGCUCUUGACUGAAUUUCUUGUCCUCUUGGUGCCUGAUCCUCACGGUCAUCUUUGUCAAUUCGGCCUAGUUCAUCACCUUGGUUAUGCACUCUUCUUUAGUUUGGACUUCUUAUGUAUGAAGUUCUCUUGAGUGAUGUUGGACUGGUGGUUAUCUCUCAGCCUGUCUUGCAGGGUAACUGCGGGGAUAAGGGAGGGACUCAUAUGUGCCACCCUGAGAUCCUUGUUCAAAGGGCAGGAGGAAAACAUAAUAAACUAUGUUAUUAGCCCUUUAAAUUCAGCAUGCUCUCAAAUGGAGAAGUGUAACGAUCAACAUUAAGUAUUGCGGUGAUGCUGGAACUGAAAAAAGCUAAGCCUGAACUAACUGGAAGAGGAAUUGCAUGUGUGCAUACACACGUGAUGAAUUCUGUGGGACAAAAAGGACAUUUCUAUGAGACAAGAGCUCCAAUCUCGACACGCCCUUAUUGCGUAGAGGAGUGUUGCAAUUACUCGGUCCCUGGAAAGAAGAAGCCUUCUCUUCAUGUACUAAGCCUAUGAAGUUACUCUCUUAUUUUUGAGGACCUGGGCAAAUACUUAUAAUGGUCAAGUCUGAUUUUCCUGCUCCAGUAAAUUCCAGAAGAUAAAAGUUAAACACGGCAUAUUUUCCUGAUAAUCGGACAGCAACAUGUUGCUUAAAGGGUAAUUUUGUUAAAUAUAUUCUGGAUGGUGAGAUUUUUGUGUCCUCAAGGUUUGCCUAGUAAAUGAAUGUGUGGACCUGAUAAAAGAUUUCUCCUGUGUAGGCUUUUUCCUUCAUUGUUAAAUUGGUGGUGUUCGAGACGGAUGGAAGGCUUCAAUAACUCAAGCAAUGUUUGCAGUGCUAAGCAGUGCUUUUCUUUUAUAAUGCUAGGGUCAGUAUUCAGAUCUUGAUUUGUAAACGGUUAAUUGACCAGUAACCUUAAUUCUAAGAGGAAUGUAGAAGUUUGUCACUGUAACCAACGGUUCUUUGUUACAUGUACAGUACUCUGUAGUGCAGCCUUGAAUUACCGUAUUUUUUGCACCAUAACACUCACUUUUUUCCUCCUAAAAAGUAAGGGGAAAUGUCUGUGCGUGUUAUGGAGGGAAUGCCUACGGGUGGCAUGCCUACUGAUUUUCCUCCUCUAAAAACUAUGUGCGUGUUAUGGUCGGGUGCGUGUUAUAGAGCGAAAAAUACGGUAUUUUCUGUUAGCAUUCUUCAAUAUCCCAACAAAAGGUGGGGAUGCUACACUUUGGCCUCAACACUUAAAACAAAUAGAAAGUUUCAGAAAACACUUUUUUUAGAUUGUUUCAUUUCUCAGAUUAAUUUGUGAUUUUUAAAGCUACGUAAAUUAGUUUAUUGCAAUGUUUUUCAAAAGGAGACAGUUGCAUAAAUUUGCAGUAGGAGUACAUUUUAAGUGGUGAAAUAGGUACUUAUUUUUCCAUUAAGUUUAGCAGUAUAUAGCUGUAACUUUUCUUACUUGUACAGAGCUGUUUUAUUCUUUGUUACAGCCUGUUCAUGCGAGCUAGACAGUGGGUAACCUUUAGUUACAGGACUUCAGAUUUGCCUUUGUGUGGGAUAGUAAAUAACUUUAUUCUGAUCAUCUGUUUGCUCUUUUACAUGAGUGUUAUUUCUUAUCUGAGGUUGCAGUCCUGUGAUAACACAUUCUUAACCUGGGAGCAACUCUCAUUGCACUUGAAUUUGCAUUUCAGGAGGCCAUGGCUAGAAUUGUGCUGUUAAAGAAACUACAGUAUUCAUUUUAUACACACGUUCCGUUUUUGUCAUUCUCCUCUAAGGUGUAUUCCUGUUUUAAGUUAAUUGGUUAAUCGCAUGAAUGCAAAGAGAGAGUAGUGAUCCAAAACAGGGAUAGUAGAAGCAUUGCCUCUGCAUAAUCUGGCUCCGUGUAACUUGAUCACACGCAAAUUAAAGUACAGUAAAAGCAUGUCUGCCCUGAAUUGUGAUACCAUAAGUGUAUCACCUUUGCAAAUUCUGCUGAACUAGUAGUUCCAAAAAACCUUCAGUCGACUGGUUCUGGCAGCUCCAACAGUAAACGGUUUCAUAUCUAGGAUCACGGAUAGAUUUGAAGCAUGUUUGGGAACAGAAGAGAAGCUAUGCAGAAUUUAACAUAUUUCGAGCCAUAAAUUUCCCUUGAUUUGUCUAUUAGAAGCAAAUUUUAAGUCCCAAGACACAUAUCACUUUCCUGCAGUUCGCUUCACAUCUGUUAGCCACAAUAACAGUAUUUGAAGGAAAUUUAUGUGCUGUAGUUAGUGGAUGAGGCCACAAGUGGAGAGGCCAAGCUCACUAGAUCUCUUGGCCUGUCCUACUUCACAGGGAUGUUGUGAGGCUGCCUCGAAUUCUCAGCGGGAAAAGUAGGAUCUAGGAUGCAAAUGGAACUAACAAAUGUAUGGAAUUUAAAACAAUGGAAAAUAAGAUUGAGAGCUCAUUUUGUUCCAGGCUUUGCGUGCUGGCGAAGUUCUAAAUGACCCCUAUAGUAUUGCACAAAUACACAGAUACACAGUUUUCGUGUUGUGGCGCAGAGUUGGCCAGGGGAAAGACCGCCGUCUUGACAAACCCUCAGGCUCCUUUGGUACUUGUUCUUUGGUUUUACAAUGGCUUCACAGAGCAGUUUCACAGGAUAGUUACUGUGCGAAGCCACAGCGUAUGAAUUAAUAGAUUUUAGUAUCUUAAGGCUAGAGUAAGCGUUAAAUGAGAUGAGUACGACGAGUAAAUUGCUUUUCAUUUGGCUGUACAAUGUGUUUGCAUAGAAGUAGCUAGGCAGUAUUUUGUAUCCCCAUUAUCUUUAAUUUCACUCCGUUAAAGCAAUUUCUGCUUGCAGGAAUGUGUUUACAGUGGUACCUUGGGUUAAGUACUUAAUACGUUCUGGAGGUCUGUUCUUAACCUGAAACUGUUCUUAAUCUGAAGCACCACUUUAGCUAAUGGGGCCUCCUGCUGCCGCUGCGCCGCCGCAGCACAAUUUCUGUUCUCAUCCUGAAGCAAAGUUCUUAACCCGAGGUACUAUUUCUGGGUUAGCAGAGUCUGUAACCUGAAGCAUAUGUAACCUGAGGUACCACUGUACUGCCUUUUCAGCCCAGUUAUGGCAAUCGGAUGAAAUAGGACGUUUCUUAUGAUCCCUCCGGUAGUCAUAAACCAGUAGGUUUCUGAAGUAAUACAGUGAUUUCUUCUGAAGCUACAGGUGAAUAUAGUAGCUUUUCUGAAAGAUAAUGACCAGUCCUGUAUGUGGCAUAACCUAAUAUGCAAAGAAACACACAGGGUGAUACUUCUCAUAAAAAGUAGCAGUGAUGGAAAUUUGCCAGGCGUGUUUUGCGACUGGCGCUGGUCCAGUUUUGACCACGUGGAGAUCUCUGGAUGCCAGGUUGCCGAAUCACAUCUCCCUCUGGCCGGCCCCUCCAUCUUUCUUCAGCAGGUCAGCAGAAGAGCUUACUUACUGCAUUUAUAUAAUAAUAACAACAACAACAAUAAUAAUAAUAAUUUAUUAUUUAUACCCCACCCAUCUGGCUGGGCUUCCCCAGCCACUCUCGGCGGCUUCCAAAAAAAAUUAAAACACUGCAAUACAUCAAACACUAAAAGCUUUCCUAAAGACGGCUGCCUUCAGAUGUCUUCUAAAAGUCUGGUAGUUGUUGUUGUCUUUGACAUCUGGUGGGAGGGCGUUCCACAGGGCAGGUGCCACUACCGAGAAGGCCCUCUGCCUGGAUCCCUGUAACUUGGCUUCUGGCAGCGAGGGAACCGCCAAAAGGCCCUCGGAGCUGGACCUCAGUGUCCGGGCAGAACGAUGGAGGUGGAGACGCUCCUUCAGGUAUACUGGGCCGAGGCCGUUUAGGGCUUUAAAGGUCAGCACCAACACUUUGAAUUGUGCUCGUAAACGUACCGGGAGCCAAUGUAGGUCUUUCAAGACCGGUGUUAUAUGGUUAUAUAUCCCGCCUUUUUCUCCAGGGAGUACAUGGUUCACCCCACUCCUCAGUUAAUACCUAGAAAAACCCUGCGAGGUAGGUUAAAAGACUGCGACUGGAGACACGUCACCCUCAAUUUCACGGCUGAGUGGGGAUUUGAACCCUGAUCUCCCAGGUCCUACUUCGACACUCUAACCCAGGGGUCAGCAACCUUUUUCAGCCGCGUGCCAGUCCACUAUCCCUCAGACCAUGUGGCAGGGCCGGACUAUAUUUUGAAAAAUAAUAAUGAACGAAUUCCUAUACCUCCCAUUCCAACGAAAAAAAUUAACUCCCUCACUAUCGCUGCCGCAAACAGUUACCGAUGCAGCAUAAAGGGAUAAUUGAAGAGAGACAAGGUUAAUUUUUAAAAUUAUUUUUAUUUAUUCCAUUUAUACAAUUUCGCUAACUUACUGGGAGUUAAAUACCAAUGGUACGUCAUCUUCAUAAAAUUUUAUUUCAGUGUAUAACAGCGCUUUGUGACACUUUCAUUCUGGCAGGUGUUUGAGCUGAAAGCUCUGAUGCAAACUGCCCAUAAGCAGCUCAAGCACCUGCCAGAAUGAAAGUGUCACAAAGCGCUGUUAUACACUGAAAUAAAAUUAUAUAAAGAUGAUGUACCAUUGGUAUUUAACUCCAAGUAAGUUCUCUUGGGUCUCUAGUACAGGGGUCAGCAACCUUUUUCAGCCGUGGGCCGGUCCACCAUCCCUCAGACAGUGUGGGGGGCCAGACUAUAUUUUGGAGGAAAAAAAUGAACGAAUUCCUACGCCCCACAAAUAACCCAGAGAUGCAUUUUAAAGAAAAGCAUACUGGCUUCCUGGAGCACUUUUGCUAUGGGGCAGCUGUAUAAACUAAGUAGGUGAAGAAACACGGGGAAAGCAAAAUGUUACUUAGAGAAGGAUCUGAAAUAUUUUCCUUGAAGCUUGAGUUUGGUUUAUUCUGCGUUGUUUAAAUGUGUUGUAAACCACUUUUGAGUUUUUUUCUUUAAAAUAUAAAGCAAUAUAGAAAUGAAAAAUGUUGUUGUUGUUGUUGUUGUUAAGGCAGUGCCUAGACAUUCCGUUGUGGCAGCUGGAAUCUAGGUUUAAGGUACCAUUUGGUGGACUAGCUUACGGUAUAUAUCUAACACUGAUCAGUAAGCAGAUUCAGUAAAAGCUACAAAGCAGUAUAUGAUUUUUAGGGGGGGUGGGAUUAGCAAAGAACUAGGGAAGGAGUGGGGAGUGCAGUUGAACAAAGAUAAACAGGCAGUUGAUGAUAAAGGAAGAUUCAGCAGUACAAUGCAUUAUGUACCAAUGGAAAGUUGAACGGAAUCUGUUCCGGAAGUCCGUUCGACUUCCAAAAUGUUCAGAAACUAAAGCACGGCUUCUGAUUGGCUGCAGGAAGCUCCUGCAACCAAUCGGGGCACCCUGUCAGACGUUUGGGUUCCAAAGAACGUUUGCAAACCGGAACGGUUUGCCGUGUUCAGGAGCCAAAACGUUCGACUUGCAAGGCGUACAGGAUCCAAGGUACGACUGUAUGUGGACAUGGUCUCAGAACACUUGAUCAAUAUUUUGGACAUCGCCUUAAAUCACACAGAUGUGUCAAACCCUGGUUAGCAGAUUCUGCAGAAGAGUUGAGAAUUCAAGGAGCCAGGAUAGAGAGCACCUUUGUGAUUCUUGCUGCACCCUCAGAUGGCCGGUGAAUAGAGGAGAUUUAAUUACAGGAGAUAACUUAUCUCUGGUCUUCUCUGCAACUCUGGACAAUGAAGGCUUUAUUACCUUGCUUUGCUAUGACUGGUUAAGAGAUACACCAGUGGCUAGAUGUUAUACCCUGCGGCAUCUGUUUCCAAUUGCAAUAGUUUGGAAAACAGGGUUUUCUGUUUCUGAUAAAUCCAGGAGCACAGGGAGAAGAUAUCCUCCUGUGUUUUUAAACCGCUCAUUUUGAUCAAGUUUUUGUCUCGCCAGAGUGGUGCAUGCUCUGGUUAUCUCCUGCUUGGACUACUGCAAUGUGCUCUACGUGGGGCUACCUUUGAAGGUUACCCAGAAACUGCAACUAAUCCAGAAUGUGGCAGCCAGACUGGUGACUGGGAGUGGCCGCCGAGACCAUAUAACACCAGUCCUGAAAGACCUAUAUUGGUUCCCGGUAUGUUUCCGAGCACAGUUCAAAGUGUUGGUGCUGACCUUUCAAGCCCUAAACAACUUUGGCCUUUUAUAGCUGAAGGAGCAUCACCCCAUCGUUCAGCGGUCUGAGGUCCAGCGUCAAGGGCCUAUUGGCGGUUCCCUCUCUGCGAGAUGUGAGGUUACACGGAACCAGGCAGAGGGCCUUCUCGGUGGUGGUGCCUGCCCUGUGGAACGCCCUCCCAUCAGAUGUCAAAGACAACAACAACUACCUGACUUUUAGAAGACAUCUGAAGGCAGCCCUGUUUAGGGAAGUUUUAAAUGUUUGAUGUUUUAUUGUGUUUUUAAUAUUUGAUUGGGAGCCGCCCAGAGUGGCUGGGGAUACCCAGCCAGAUAGGCGGAGUAUGUAUGUAUGUAUGUAUAAAUAUUCUUCUUCUUCAUGACAGUUGAGUUUACAUAUACAGUCAUGCCUCGGGUUACAGCCGCUUCAGGUUGCGUUUUUUUGGUUACGCACCCGCCGAAACCCGGAAGUACCAGAACGGGUUACUUCCGGGUUUCGGCUGUCGCGCAUGCACAGAAGCACUAAAUUGCGCUUUGCGCAUGUGCAGAAGCGCCGAAUCGCAACCCGUGCGUGCACAGAUGCGCCGCUGCGGGUUGCAAACGUGCAUCCCACAUGGAUCACGUUCACAACCUGAGCGUCCACUGUACAGUGGUACCUCGGGUUACAGACGCUUCAAGUUACAGACUCUGCUAAUUCAGAAAUAUUACCUUGGGUUAAGAACUUUGCUUCAGGAUGAGAACAGAAAACGUGCAGCGGCAGCGGGAGGCCCCAUUAGCUAAAGUGGAACCUCAGGUUAAGAACAGUUUCAGGUUAAGAACGGACCUCCGGAACGAAUUAAGUUCUUAACCCGAAACUGUUCUUAACCUGAAGCACCACUUUAGCUAAUGGGGCCUCCUGCUGCUGCUGCGCCGCCGGAGCACGAUUUCUGUUCUCAUCCUGAAGCAAAGUUCUUAACCUGAAGCACUAUUUCUGGGUUAGUGGAGUCUAUAACCUGAAGCAUAUGUAACCUGAAGCAUAUGUAGCCCGAGGUACCACUGUAUACUGAUUCUCCAACGGCGCACCUGGAAUACAUAGCAGUCUUGCCCGCAUGGCAGUUUUCCUGCCACUCUGUGCGAAAAAUGCAUAAUUCCAAAGCCUUUCAUUUACUACUUAACCCCAACUACAGGGCGUAGGUUAUUAACCUAGGAGAUAACAGUUUGCAUUGGUGAUCCCAAGGGCUAAUAUUUAAUUCUAACCUCCUAAUCAAGAAGUACAGCUUUCCAGACUUCUUGUUAAAAAAUGGGUACGUUCUGCAACUUGUUCCUGCUAGGGAUUAUUCUGUUACUGCUUUGUGUGCUUCUAGCACAUGACUGAAUCAUUUUCAGGCAUUUCAGAGGCACCACGAGUCUUGUUUUCUGAUGCUUUUUGCGUUGUUGUGUGUAACUGCGUCUUUUGAAGUAAUAAAACUCAAACCCUGUCCUAUAAAAAUGCGGCACUCAUGCAUCUAGCUGCGCAACUGUCUGAAUCUGCCUGAAAUACCAGAACCGUUGUGGUACAGAAGACCUUAGCGUUAAGCUGUAUGUUAUACAUUGCAGAAACCAAUGUAUUUGGGUGGCAGGUGUUUUUUUUUUUUUUUUUUUAAAGAAAAUUGGUCCUCAUCCUUAUGCUGUUAAUCUCUCCACUUCCUUCAAAGUUUUAUUUGUGGAAAUGAGGAGAAGUAGUGUUUGUACAGUGGAAAUCAGUUUUCUACAGCUUGUCACAUCAUAGCCAUAUUUCCUGCUCCCAGUCUGUUGAUUAGACAAUUAAACUUGGAGGCUAAAUAGAAUAAAACUUGACUCUGAAGUCCAAAGAUUUAAAAAUCUUUUUUUUUUUUCUUAAAGGUUGUUACUUUUAAAUAUACUGCUUCUGUUUGCAUGCUUCCUUCAGAAAUACUGUAUACGUGUUUUAUUUUUUAUUUUUUACCCCAAGCUUGUUGCAACAUAACAACAACCACAAAGUUAUAUUCUGCCUCUAUAGAGUAUUGGCUUGAGAGUAGAUUUAUAUGCACAAAUGUUGGCUCUAGGUCUGUCUGAUUUAUGAAGAUAAUCAGAUCUGUUCAGAUAGCACAGCAGUAUUCAUGUGGGCAAAUAGAAAAAAAUAAACUGUAGCAUCUUGCUUGUGUGAGUUUUCUCAGGCAACAAGUGUUGCAUCAAAUGCAUGAUUAUAGAAGAACUUUUACAGACAUAAAUUAUGGCUAUUGAUUUUGUUUAUUGUAGGUGGUGUGUUAGACUCUCAUUACUUUUUAAAUACUUUUGAUUUGCCUUUUGUAAAUAUACUGGAGUGGUUUAAUGUUACUUCCAAGACUACGCACAUGUUGAUUGUAUAGAUUAUUUGAAUGUCUGAGACCAGUUUUCUGAAUUCUAUAGUAGUCUGACUUAAUCUACUCCCUUCGCUUAAAAAAUAAUUAAAGUCAAGGGGACAAAAUAGAAUGCUCCAGGGUUGCCAAAACUUGGUUUUUUGACUAUAGUUUUCAUCAUCCUUGACCACUGUUCCUGGAUGAUGGGAGUUGUAGUCCAACAACAACUGGAGACCCAAGUUUGGGAAACUCUGCUAGCUUCUGCAUACUUAACUGGAAGUAAUUCCAAUUGAAAAAAGGGAGUGAAUAUGUAUACAAUCUGCUGUAUGCCCUGGAGCCAGUCCAGGAUUUAAUCCCGAGUGAUGCUAGAAUCUAGUGCAAGAUGCAACCAAUGUCACUCUGUUUGGAAACAAGGGCCACACUGUCAAAUUCAACUACAAUGAAAGUGGAAGCUUGCCUAGAAAGUCCGACAGGGUAACACUGAAUUUCUAAAGGAGUCAUUUGUAAAAAAAUUUAUCAGAGGAUUAGUUUAAAGCAAGUUGAAGUCAGGAUGAUUGAAUAUCCUCGGGACAUUUGGAAGAAACCAGUAUUAUUAUUAUUUUUAAAAAAAUAAUUUUUAUUGAAUGAUUUUAUGUUACAUAGAAAACAUUACAACCAUACUACCACAACAUAUAAUUGAGAAAGAAAAAUGACAUACACCAAUAUUUUGUUUGUUAUUUGUUAUUUACCAUCAUAUUUCCUCCCAAACAUUCCAUAGAAAACACACACCCGCACAAACACAUAGUAAUAAUAAUAAUGAAAAUAAAUAUUUCCCCCUUUUAUCUUACAAAAUCUUUACUUCUAUUUUGACUUCCUGUCAAGUCCCUUUGCAUAUAUUUUAUCUUACAAUUGAAUGUACACAAAACAAGUAUUAACAAGGCUCAGAUAAAAUGAGCGAUUGCAUGAAUAUGGCAUAGAGCAGAGUGUGGACUGAGCGAAAUCGCAUUUUAUUGCGUGAUUUAAAUCACCAACCGAAGGUUUGUCUUUGGCUGCAGCUUGCAGUUGGGUUGGAGAACUCUGAGCCUGAGUUUUGAAGCCAUGCUAAACCAAACCUUGGCUUAGCUGGGUGCUGAACAGGGACAAAAAGGAUGGAGGAAGCGUAGGGUGGCUACACGCUCCUCCUCUGGAGACAACAUAUUCCAGCAAGCUUGCCUUCUCAUUUUUUGCCAACAAGACAAGCGACUAUUAGCCAUGAAUAGAACAUGUUUCUGAAUACAGUGGUUCCUUGGUACUCAAACGCCUUGGUUCUCAAACGCUGAAAACCCGGAAGUAAGUGUUCCGGUUUUCGAAUGUUUUUCGGAAGCUGAGUGUUUGAUGCAGCUGUUGGCUAUUGUUUCCGGGGCACCUACACCAAUCAUAAGCUGCGCCUUGGUUUUUGAACAUUUCGGAAGUCAAACGGACUUCCAGAACGGAUUAAGUUUGGCACAUUUGUUUUUGCUAUUUAUUUUGCAUUUUUGUUUUUUGGUUUUUUUUGGUUAAUUUGUUUUUGUGCCUGUAUGGAACCCAGUUCAGCUAUUGAUUGAUUGAUUGUGUGACUGUGAAAAUGGAUAAAAGCCCCCCAUCCAAACAAUGACUCAUCAGUGCAGGUAAGGAAAAAAAUGAAUUUUAAUUUUUAUCAUCUACAAUACUGUCUUAUUUAUUUUAUAAUACAGUUAAUUGGUUAUUGCUUUCAUUUUCUGGAUCAGUGGUCUCGUUAGAUAGUAAAAUUCAUGUUAAAUUGCUGUUUUAGAGGUUGUUUUUAAAAGUCUGGAACGUGUUGAUCCAUUUUGCAUUACAGUGGUACCUCAGGUUAAGUACUUAAUUUGUCCUGGAGGUCCGUUCUUAACCUGAAACUGUUCUUAACCUGAAGCACCACUUUAGCUGAUGGGGCCUCCUGCUGCUGCUGCGCCGCUGGAGCACAAUUUCUGUUCUCAUCCUGAAGCAAAGUUCUUAACCCAAGGUACUAUUUCUGGGUUAGCAGAGUCUGUAACCUGAAGCGUAUGUAACCCGAGGUACCACUGUACUUUCUAUGGUAAAGUGCACCUUGGUUUUGGAACGGACUUCAGGAACGAAUUAAGUUUGAGAACCAAGGUACCACUGUACUAGUUGUUGGAGCUUGAAUAAAAAGGAAAGUUGUCUAUCCUCUGACUGGCCACUGUGAGAAACUUGAUUCUAGACUAGAUGUCUAGUAGGAUUGCUGUUAUGCCUAAAAAAAAGCACAUACAUUUGAGCUAUUGGCACCGUUCACAAACUCUUGGUAGAUCACAGUUUGGGGCGUUUCUUAAAUGUAAAUGAAGGCACUUGCCUCAACUUGAGGUAUAUUUAUGGGGAAGUUUGCUCUGCUGGGCUCUCUCUCUUAAGUGGUUGGAAUAAUUAGUUGUACCAACAAGUAAUGAGCUGCUGCUACCCUUGCAUCUCAUUUUAUGGUGGUUUCCCAUUCCGUUUUGCACAAUUCGGAGGUUAAGGGAGUAUCCUGGCAGCCUCAUGGUUCACCUGCCAGCCACAGGCACCUGGAAAUCCCACGAAGACAAGCAGGUUGGCAAAAGAGAGAUGAAAUCUGAAUCAGCCAUGUUAGACGUAAAGCCCUUUCCUCUGCAGCUGGCCCAGAAAUGGAGCAGAUUUGCAGAAUAUUGCUCUGUUGCUUUGCCACUAAUCCACUUGGUAGAAGACUUUUUCAUGUUGACUGUAGAGGAGGAAGACAGGUUCCAUUUCUCCAUAUUCAGCAUAGAAACACAGGCUGCUAAUCCCUUGGUAGGCGAGAGAAAUUGUUUGCAGGCUGGUUAUCUUCCUUUGGCUUAUUCGCAAGGUUUGAUUUUGGCUUAUUCACACGGUUAUGCUCCGGGGAUGCCCUCAGGACCUGGAGUCCUAGAGGAUAAAGCUUUUUACCAAAACACUUGCCCAGGAGAGUGGGAGUCAAUGUGCAAUAUAGGAGCAACAAAGCCAAGGACAAGCACAGAGAAUUACCGUAUUUUUUGCUCUAUAAGACUUACUUUUUCCCUCCUAAAAAGUAAGGGGAAAUGUAUGUGUGUCUUAUGGAGCGAAUGCAGGCUGCGCAGCUAUCCCAGAAGCCAGAACAGCAAGAGCGAUCGCUGCUUUCGCUGUGCAGCAAUCCCUCUUGUUGUUCUGGCUUCUGAGAUUCAGAAUAUUUUUUUUCUUGUUUUCCUCCUCCAAAAACUAGGUGCGUCUUAUGGUCUGGUGCGUCUUAUAGAGCGAAAAAUACGGUACUUUAGUACCCAGAUAUUAUCGGAAGGAGGGCCCAAGGCAUUAUGGAGAACAGCAACAUCUGACCAAAGAUAGACAUAAUAUUUUACAAGGACAGGGAGAAACAUCAAGGACAGAAUAAAUUGCCACACACAAGAACAACAAAGAGAGAGUUUGAAUACUUCACCUUUAGGACUAUAAAUCAUUUAAGGUGUUAAUGCGAAUGGAAGUCGUUAAAAUUGCAGCUGCGGUAUAAGGGUUUGUGAUUCUGACUGGAAGUGUAAUGGAAAUUUAUAAGAUUUUGGAACGCAGAAAUAGAGUAAAUCGCCAAACCAUCAAUUCUCCCACCUAAAUUGUACAAUUUGGCUUUUGAGUGAUUGACAUUAUUAAUGGUAGUAUAAUUUGGCAUUAUUGUAAUGAGGCUUUUAUUGCACUAUUGCAAUUGAAAACAAAUAAAAAAUAUUUUUUUAAAAAACAGAAAACAAAACCUGAUCUGGAAACAAUCUAAUAUUUCACCAAGGAGUGAAAGAGUUAUGUUGUUUCUAGCAACCGGAAAGUUCAAGAGGGAGGCUUUAUUUUUUAAAAUUGGUUUUUUAUUAAAGAAGUUCAUAGAGUUCUUUCUACAGAUCAUUCAUGUUCGAUGUGAGUCACCAGUGUUACAGGCAGUAUAAAGUUGGGGGAGAAGAGAGGUGGAGAAGUAAACUUUCAUUCUUCUACAUAGUGUAUGUGCAAGGUUUUGUGUCAGUGUCACAUGGGUAGGUUCUAUUCAUUUGUUGGUUUUUGUUGAAGAGGGAGGCGUUAUACCAGGGGUCAGGAACCUAAGGCCCAUGGGCCAGAAGCGGUCCGUGGAGGUCGUUUGACUGGCCCACGAGCCGCCCCUGAACCGAGUUUCCCGCUCGUGCACAGUGCGAAACCGGCGUAGCGCAGCAUGGGGAUUUGCUUCUGCAGUGCCGAAAAUCGCAUCUGUGCAUGCACAGACACUGAAAAUCACGCCUGCGCAAACACAGACGCCGAAAAACAUGCAUGCGCAGUCCGGCCCACAGUGGGAUCUCCACGGGGCUGAUCCGGCCCAGGCAAGAUAAACCCUGCUUUAUACAGUCAUACCUUGGAAGUCGAACGGAAUCCGUUCCGGAAGUCGGUUUGACUUCCAAAACGUUCAGAAAGCAAAGUGCAGCUUCUGAUUGGCUGCAGGAAGCUCCUGCAGCCAAUCAGAAGCCGCGGAAGCUGCGUUGGGUGUUUGGCUUCCAAGAGAAGGUUCGCAAACCGGAGCACUCAUUUCUGGGUUUGCGGCUUUUGGGAGCCAAAAUGUACGAGUUCCAAGACAUUUGGGAUCCAAGGUACGACUGUAUAUUCUUACCGCCUAAGUCACAACUCCUGGCAGUGAAGGCAUACUAGGGAUUGCUUACUCACAAGCAGGCAUCUUACGCAUUGACCCACAUGACCCAUCAAGUGGAUCCUCGGCACGCAAGACGUAUUUUUGACGUUUGAUGUCUGGGUUGUCCUCUGAGGACUCCGCAUCUGAUCCCAGGUCAAGGCUACAUAUGGCAUCCAGUAUGAAUUCAAGUACAGUGGUACCUUGGUUCUCAAAUGCCUUGGUACUCAAACAACCUGGAACCCAAACACUGCAAACCGGUUUGCAAACUUUUUUCAGAAGCUGAACAUGCUCCGUUUUGAGUGUCAUACUGAGGUCUGUCUGUUUUUGUUAUUUAUUUUGUGUUUUUGUUUUUGCGGCUCUUUUCGUUUUGUUUUUGUGAAUGUGUGGAACCCAGUUCAGCUACUGAUGGAUGGAUUGUGUGACUGCAGUACAUUGUUUAUUGCUUUCAUUUUAUGGAUCCAUGGUCUCAUUCACGUUAAAUUCAUGCUUUAGGGGUUGUUUUUAAAAGACUGGAACGGAUUAAUCCGUUUUGCAUUACUUUCUAUGGGAAAGUGCACCUUGGUUUUGGAACGCUUUGCUUUUGGAACAGACUUCCGCAAGGGAUUAAGUUUGAGAACCAAGGUACCACUGUACCAUAUAAGUGAGCACAGUUUAUACCAAGCACCCUGUUCUGGGCUGCUACGCAUUUUACAGAAAAAACUAGUCCCUGUAUUUAUGCCAUAGAUUUUCUGCAAUUUGUUUUGAGUUUUUUUUGAAGGAUCUGAACAAUCUUGUACGUGGGAGUCGUGUUCGCUCGAGGCCUCUUGAGUAAAUUUAUUUUCAGACAAAAUGUUCUUUAAAUUUUACAGAAAAGACACGAUCAUUUCGUAGUGGAGGUAUAGGAAUCCCAUCUUUUCCUGUGCCAUAUGAGGCAGUUCUUAAUUCCAAGCAGAUUAUUAUUUUAUAUUGUAUAUAAAAAAUUUAAAUACUGAACGUAUAAAAAGCCAUUUCAAAAUAAAAUAAAAGGCCAACUAGCACAGAGGGGGAAACAGUGUACAUGAAAAUGGGGAGCUUGUGUCUCUUAACACAGCAUUGAUUUCGGAGUCAGUAAAAGCAAAUUACAACUAGCCGUUCUUAAAAAGCAGAUGGAAGGGAUUAUUAUGAUUAUUAUUUGCAUGGGCCACCCUGUGUGUUUUUGCAGCAGAAAAAUAAAACAGAUUUUCCUAUAGACAAGCUGAUGUUUACCCACAGAGUCUGUUCUAAAAUGAAGCAAAGAAACAGGACACUGUUAAUUAAGCUAUAAAUAUCUAGACUGCUUGGGGAGGACUCAAGCUACAAAGCAGUGAUUGGGAAAGUAGGUGAGCAUCUUUGGGAAUAUGAAAAAUCAAAGAGGAGGAGACUUCUGCAUCUUCAGGGCUUGAGCUGGCAAUGGGAUUGGCCCUGAUACCUCGGGAGUUGUUGUUGUUUAGUCGUUUAGUCGUGUCCGACUCUUCAUGACCCCAUGGACCAGAGCACGCCAGGCACUCCUGUCUUCCACUGCCUUCCGCAGUUUGGUCAAACUCAUGCUGGUAGCUUCAAGAACACUGUCCAACCAUCUCGCCCUCUGUCGUCCCCUUCUCCUUGUGCCCUCCAUCUUUCCCAACACCAGGGUCUUUUCCAGGGAGUCUUCUCUUCUCAUGAGGUGGCCAAAGUAUUGGAGUCUCAGCUUCAGGAUCUGUCCUUCCAGCGAGCACUCAGGGCUGAUUUCCUUCAGAUUGGAUAGGUUUGAUCUUCUUGCAGUCCAUGGGACUCUCAAGAGUCUCCUCCAGCACCAUAAUUCAAAAGCAUCAAUUCUUCGGCGAUCAGCCUUCUUUAUGGUCCAGCUCUCACUUCCAUACAUCACUACUGGGAAAACCAUGGCUUUAACGAUACCUUGGAGAACUGCCACUAACUAAGAGUAGGCAAUAUUGUGUUGGGUGCUGGAGCAGUAGUUUAAUCUAAGUUUCUUUUUUGCGUUCAUUCUUGAAGAUGGAACUAAGUAGGGGUCAAGUUACCUGUUACAUUAUCUGCAUGGUUAGUAGCCACAUCAGGAGGUUUGAAUUUUUUAAAACCUAGUUGUGUCUAUUUCCCAAUUUUCAUUGGCCCUGCAGCACACCAGGCCACUUCCCAGCCACGAUCCCAACUAAAAUCACCUCCUCCUUUCCCACUGCAGGUAAUCUUUUAAAAAAAUCUCUUAACUGUAUAGCCAGUUGAAGACUUAUUCUGUGGCACUGCAUAUCAGACGACGGGUUCUGUGAUUUUCCUAUACCUGGCUUUCUGGGAAAAGGAAGUGACUACAAUAGAAAGGAAGGCAGCACCCAAAAUAGCAAAAACCCUAAAUAAAUAAAACAAAAGAGAGAGAGAUAUUACCCUCUGUUGGAUAUUAAAGGAGAGUUUAUUGAUAUAUUUGCUAUUUUAACUAAUACCCUUGGCAAGCACCUGUUGCUAUUUGUGAACUUGUUACUCUUGGCUGAAUCACCAAAUUCGGCGAUGCAGAGAUUCUGGAUUCUUGAAUGCAAGCAGUUGGUCUCAGAAAAGUUUAAGCAUGCAUGCUAGUGGCAAAACUGACUUAUUUAAAAGCAAAUUGGCUUUAGUUCCAAGCCGGCCGACUAUUUGGGCAUCCGUGUGCGCGCACCUAUGUUAUGUCAACAAAGGCGCUGUUGAAGGCUAACAGUUGCGGGAAAGGAAAUACCUUGGAGAACAUUUAGAUCAUUUUUAUAUCUUCUCAGGAACGGCCAGCUUCUCCCCAGCCAAGAUGCGGAGGAUCAAAGGCUCCGUGGUGAUAUUAUCCUUAUCAGGCCUAGAAGUUUGAUGCCCCCUCCUCCCCAUCCCACAGCCAAAGGCCCUAAGUUGGCCCUGUAUCCUGGUUGCUAGGUAACCCUUUACAUUCGGUUUUGUACUAUAUUUUGGAGGCUGGAUGUUUGUGGUUAAUUGGAAGUGGCUUUUAGCGAUAUUAAAAUAUAUAUAUAUUUUAAAAAAGACAUGGGAGUAGGUUCCAGACAUGCAGCCAUUACCUACUGAGCCUUGAAUUAACUCGCUUUUACUCAGUCUAAUUGAAAAAGCAAGGUUUAUACAGUGACCAGGAAUGUUUGUCUUUCUUCUGGCAUUCCACACAGGUGGUUGUUUUUUUAAGCUGGUGGUUGUAUUUGAAUUCCUAACCCCUAACCUUCAUGUCUGUGAGGAGAUAUUGUGAAAAAUAUACAGGAAUCCCAGUAUUCCACAAGCAGGACAUAAGUGCUACAAAUGUUUGAUGUAUUACGGUAUUUUAAUAUUUUGUUGGAAGCCGCCCAGAGUGGCUGGGCAAGCCCAGCCAGAUGGGCGGGGUAUAAAUAUAUAUUUUUUAAAUUUAUUUAUUUAUACCCCACCCAUCUGGCUGAGUUUCUCCAGCCACUCUGGGCAGCUCCCAAUCAAGUGUUAAAAACAAUACAGCGUUACAUCUUAAAAACUUCCCUGAACAGGGCUGCCUUCAGAUAUCUUUUAAAAAGAAGAUAGCUGCUUAUUUCCUUCACAUCUGAAGGGAGGGUGUUCCACAGGGCAGGCGCCACUACCGAGAAGGCCCUCUGUCUGGUUCCCUGUAGCCUCACUUCUCACAAUGAGGGAGCCGCCAGAAGGCCCUCGGCGCUGGUUCUCGGGUUACAUACGCUUCAGGUUACAGACUCUGCUGCCCCAGAAAUAUUGCUUCAGGUUAAGAACUUUGCUUCAGGAUGAGAACAGAAAUUGUGCUCUGGCGGCACGGCAGCAGCGGGAGGCCCAUUAGCUAAAGUGGUGCUUCAGGUUAAGAACAGUUUCAGGUUAAGUAUAGACCUCCGGAAUGAAUUAAGUACUUAACCUGAGGUACCACUGUACCUCAGCACCCUCUCUACAGGCGAUUGUGCAAAAAUACACCUUUGUUGUAUUCUGACUUUUCCAGCUUCUUUAGAUGAUUCCAAGUUCUACUGUUACAUGAGAGGAAGAAAAACUCCCUUCUCCCUACUUUCCCCACACCAUGGAAAAUUUUGUAUACUUCUCUCAUAGCCCGCACUUAAGUCCAAAUGUCGUAACCUUUCCUCGUAGGGGAGUUGCUCCAGCCCCCCGUUUGGGCUACCCUUUUCUGAAACUUUCCAGCUUUUACAACAGCCAUUUUGAGAUGCGGCAACUGGAGCUGAACACAAUAUUCACAGUGCAGUCACACCGUGAAUAUUGGCAGUUUUACUUUCAAUCUAAUGAUCCCUAACUUGGAAUCUUUUCACGGCUGCCAUUCACUUGGUUGACAUCUUCAUCAAGCGAUCUGCCACGACUCCAAGAUACUUUCCCUCGCUACUUCAUAUGCCAGAAGUGUCUAGGUAAAGUCGUGUGUUAUUUGCCCUAGUGAAUAUCAGUUUGCACUCUCUUACAUUGAACUGCAUUUCUGAUUUUAACACCCAUUCAUCCAGUUUGGAGAGAUCCUUUUUGGAUUAAACCACCCAGAACAGUCAGGAAACCAAGCCCUCCCAUUCCUAACCCCCAGAUGCCAAUCAUUUAAAAACAAGUUUAAAAAGCACCAGCCCCAAUACAGAUCCUUGGGAACCCCAAUUCUUACACCCCUCCUUUGAGAGAACUGCCAUUUCCUCCCCUACUCUUGAGACUUCCAAUUCUUUAACCAGUUACUGCAUCACCCCAUUGAUGUGCUUAUUGAUACUCUCAAAGUAAAGUAGAACCUCGGGUUACGUUACCCCCAGGUAACGUAAACUUCGGGUUGCAAAAGCAGCAAACCCAGAAGUGUUUUGCCGUUGGUGCAUGCGCAGAAGCGGUCCUCUGGUUGCGAAAACUUCGGGAUACGGCCGGACCUCCGGAACGGAUCCCGUUUGCAACUGGAGGUACCACUGUACUCUGAAAGGAGAAGACCUUACUCUGUGUAAGUCAUGAUGUUUCUUCUCCUGCAAGACAUUUUCUGUGUGCUUGCUGAUUAUAUCUUUAAUAAUGCUUUCCACCAGUUUUCCUGGAACGAACAUCAAGCUAAUGCCUUUAAUUUCCUGGGAUCCACUUCUAAAACUUGGUGUUCCACCACUCGUUUUUGGUCCUUGCCAGUCUUAGGGGCGAAUGACAUAUUUUUGUUAGAAAAUGAGAAUUUCACAUUUGAGUUCUUUCAAGAACUCUUGCGAGAAUAUCAUCUGGAACUGUUGAUUUGUUGGUUUGUAAUUUGUCAGCAAGGCCUGGAAUUCUGUCUCGAUCGUCACUGUUUCCUCGUGAGAAAAUUAGGCAUGGAGAUUUCACUGUCAACUUUUUCAGUCGGGGAUGUUGUAGGUGCGGCAUAAUGAUUUGUCGGAUCGAAAGGGACGGUUAUUAUCCCAAAAAUUUCAGUCACUUUUAAGGCACUUUCAGCUACGGUCAAUAAGUACCCUGACUUUUGUGUCCAUUUAGCUUUUGAAAAGUCAUUAAAAUGUUUGCUGCCUAGAGACAGGCACUGCUUUCAAUGGAGACUGUUCGUUCUUCUGCCAAGACCUUCUGAUUUUCUUUUCUCUUCCGCUUAAAGAAGUCUUUGCUCUUCAUGACUGUAUUAUUUGAUUAUAGGCAGCUCUGCCCUUCAAACUGCAUUAUCUUGAUGUUACUCAUUCUUACAACAGCUCUGUGUAAGGUGUUACAUAACUAAUACUGCAGUAUUAAUAUAGGUGGAGGAACAGGAAUGAGUUCCAGUGAUUUGCUCAAACCACAAAGUGCUUCUUGCUUCUCGCUUUAAGAAUUGGUGCUCCCAGAAGGUCACCCUUGUAUUUUGACACCAUAAUGUGAGAUGGUUGAUAAUCCAUAACUGGAUAGGAGAAUGACUACGGCGCUGUAAGGCUAAAAGCAGGCAAGAGUUUGAAACAGUGGUUUGAAGGCACUUUGCUUAAACACACCUACGGCAUUUUCCCCCAGUGUUGAAUCUGGUCAAACAGGUUGGGGAGGUUUUGGGGAAAGAACCCCAGCUCCCUUCAUUGGCUUUGCAGAUGAUUUCCUGAUUGUUAGGUUUAUAGCUUUGGAGUCUCCAAAUAAGAGACUGGAGACACCUUUUCCCAACCUUGGCUUUUCCAGAUGUUCUUGAAAGUGCAGCUCACAGCCAACAUGGUCAGUGGUAGGGAGUUAUGGGUGUUUUGGUCAAGCAAGACCCAGAGGAGCCAAGGUUGGGGAAGGCUGAUUUAGAGGAGGAGGAGGAGGAGGAGGAGGAGGAGGAGGAGGAGGAGGAGGAGGAGGAAGAAGAAGAAGAAGAAGAAGAAGAAGAAGAAGAAGAAGAAGAAGAAGAAAUAGAAAUUAAGAAGAAGAAGAAGAAGAAAUAGAAAUUAAGAAGAAGAAGAAGAAGAAGAAGAAGAAGAAGAAGAAGAAGAAGAAGAAGAAGAAAUAGAAAUUAAGAAGAAGAAGAAGAAGAAAUAGAAAUUAAGAAGAAGAAGAAGAAGAAGAAAUUAUUUAUACCCCACCCUUCUGGCUGGGUUUCCCCAGCCUCACUGGGCGGUUUCCAACCAAAUAUUAAAAACAAUACAGCGUCAGACAUUAAAACCUUCCCUAAACCACCUACAGUUGUCUUUUAAAAGUAAAAUAGUUGUUUAUUGCCUUGACAUCUGCUGGGAGGGCGUUCCACAGGGCAGGUGCCACUACCAAGAAGGCCCUCUGCCUGGUUCCCUGUAACCUCACUUCUUGCAGGGAAGGAACCACCAGAAGGCCCUAAGUGCUGGUCCUCAGUCUCUGGGCUGAAUGAUGGGGGUGGAGGUGCUCCUUCAGGUAUACUGGACAAAGGCUGUUUAGGGUUUUAAAGGUCAGCAUCAACACUGUGAAUUGUGCUCGUAAACGUACUGGGAGCCAUUGAAGAUCUUUCUGACUGGUGUUAUAUGGCCUCAGCGGCCACUCCCAGUCACCAGUCUAGCUGCCAAAUUCUGAAUUAAUUGCAUUUUCUGAGUCACCUUCAAAGGUAGCCCCACGUAGAGUGCAUUGCUGUAGUCCAAGCGAGAGAUAACCAGAGCAUGCACCACUCUGGCGAGACAGUCUGUGGGCAGAUAGGGUCUCAGCCUGCGUACCAGAUGGAGCUGGUAGACAGCUGCCCUGGACACAGAAUUGAUCUGCGCCUCCAUGGACAGCUGUGAGUCCAAAAUGACUCCCAGGCUGCGCACCUGGUCCUUCAGGGGCACAUUGACCCCAUUCAGGAUCAGGGAGUGCUCCUGGAUUCCUGGAGGCUUGGUGGCUAUUGCUGAGAGGAUGCAGCAGGAUGGAUUUGAUUUAAAUCAAAUUGAUUUAAAUCACUAGUCAGUAAGACUUGAUUCAAACCAUUUUUUUACAGAAAGGCUCAGUCUUGCUUGUAUAAUCUUAAUAUUUACAGCCAGAUGAAGGUUUCAUUUUUUGGAGUAAUAAAUUUUCAGAGUAGUUUUUACAGUUAUAUAAAAAAAUACUGAUUUGGUUGUACUAUUAGAAAUACAUAGACCGAUAAAUAUGAAAUUAUUGUGAGGUUUAUUAAGUUAACUGUUUAUAUUUGGGCAACUUUUAUGCUGUACUUUAUUGGAAGGAGAAAAAGAAUCAUUUCCUUAAUAACAAUUUAAACAAUUUAUUUAACUAAAAUAGAUUCUGUGUAUAUAAACUUGCAAAGGAACAAUGGGAUUAAGGUUUUUCCUCCACUCUGUAUGUUUAUUUUAUAACAUUUUUCCUGUGAAGAAAAGGCAUGUUAUCUCUGCAGACACAAAUUCACACUUUUGAGAACUGUAAAAACAAGCAUCUGUGAUAAUAUCUUCUUGUUAGAAAAACUGCCCCAAAUAAUCUUCGAGAAUAAUGUAAUUUAAAUAAAAUCUUUAGAAAGAUCUUUCCUCCAAAAGCAUUUUAUUUUUAAAAACCCGAUUUGAAUAAAAAUAAUAAUCCGAUUUUUAAUUUUAAUUUUUUAAAAAUAAAAAGUCAUUCAUUUUUAUCCACCCUGGGAUGGAGGCAAAUGUAGUUCUGGUUGGCUUCAAGAAUAGGAAGCUGCCAUCAUUGUGAUUAUCACUGCAGACGAAGCGUUACCAUCUAUGGGGGGUUGCAAAGCUGCAAAGGUGGAGUGUUUUGAUCUUUAAUUUUCAGCAUUCGGACAUUUGCUGAGUAUGGGGAGGCAAUGCAAGUCUGUAAAGCCCUUAGCAACAUUACCAUCCGUAUCCCAGAUUCCGAACGGAAGUCAGUGAUUUGUUUUUGUUUAGUCGUUUAGUCGUGUCCGACUUUUCGUGACCCCAUGGACCAGAGCACGCCAGGCACUCCUGUCUUCCACUGCCUCCCGCAGUUUGGCCAAACUCAUGCUGGUAGCUUUGAGAACACUGUCCAACCAUCUUGUCCUCUGUCGUCCCCUUCUCCUUGUGCCCUCCAUCUUUCCCAGCAUCAGGGUCUUUUCCAGGGAGUCUUCACUUCUCAUGAGGUGGCCAAAGUAUUGGAGUCUCAGCUUCAGGAUCUGUCCUUCUAGUGAGCACUCAGGGCUAAUUUCCUUCAGAAUGGAUAGGUUUGAUCUUCUUGCAGUCCAUGGGACUCUCAAGAGUCUCCUCCAGCACCAUAAUUCAAAAGCAUCAAUUCUUCAGCGAUCAGCCUUCUUUAUGGUCCAGCUCUCACUUCCAUACAUAAGUCAGUGAUAAACUUGUUUAAUUGCUGAGUCUCACUCGCUGGAUCAUCACCUUGUCGUGGUGAGGUGAGUGGGCUUGCACGUUCCUAUGACCCAUGUGAGCGAAGCCGUCGGGAAUCUAGUAAAGAAGCAAAGAUCACCAGUGUCGAAGCAAUGAUUCUUCAACAUCAGCUCCAUUGGACUGGUCAUGUUGUGUGCGGAUGCCUGAUGAUCGCCUUCCAAAGCAACUACUCUAUUCUGAAUUUAAAAAUGGAAAGCGUAAUGCUGGUGGUCAACAAAGGAGGUUUAAAGACUAUCUCAAGGCAAAUGUAGUAUAAACGCCAACAAUUGGGAAACACUUGCCUGCGAGCGCUCCAAUUGGAGAACAGCUUUUACCAAAGGUGUUGUGGGCUUUGAAGACACUCAAACUCAGGGUGCAAGGGAGAAACGCGCUAAGAGGAAGGCACGCUUGGCAAACCCUCACCGUGAUCAACUCCCACCCGGAAACCCAUGUCCCCACUGUGGAAGGACAUGUGGAUCCAGAAUUGGCCUCCAUAGUCAUUUACAGACUCAUUGUUAAAACCAUUUUUAUGGAAGACAAUCUUCCUCAGCUACGAGUGAUUGCCAGAGAAGAAAGAAUUGCUGUGUUUAAUGUUUUCCCCAUUGGCAAUUGGAAAUUACAGGUUUUUUAAAAAUCCAUUGAAUAUUUAAAGUGGUGGGUAGAAGGGAGGUUACUGGAUUUCUAGGGCUUUUCGCAAUUUAAGUCUUGAAUACGAUUAACGCAUUGAAAACUAGCGUGAAGCUGUAGCACAGAAGAGUCUCUUCACAGAAUGUAAUUUCUUUUGUCUUGGUUAGAUGCCAAAAUAAUGCAGAAAUAGGUAUUUCAGUAAUCCAGCAACUUUCUUCCUCAUACAGUAGAUUUGUUUUCAGGAGUGUCCUAGUCAUAUUUUGUUGGAAAUUGAUUAAAAACAAAACACAAAAACCCAACCUAUUCCAGCUAAAAAUAAAUAUCCUCUUGGUAACCAUCCCCUCCCGAUCUUCUUUAAAUGGUAGUAAAUGCAGAAUACUUACUUGUGCGUAAUGUAGCCCAUGCUCUGUUCAACUAGUUUUUAAUUUGUGGACCUUGAACAAUUUCCAUUUAUGUGUUUGCUCAAUCUGAACAUUGAUAAUUAGAAUAAUCAACUCACGGUUGUCAUUAAUUACAUAUAAUCCAUAUUAAGGAAUAGAAUUCCUCAUUUGAAUUUUUAGAACAUUCUCAGGAACUGAUUGUGUAUGUGGAUAUAGUUUUGUGUCUCUCUCUGUGUGUAAUACAACAUGGAACAUUUCUUUAUGGAUUCUACUUGCGUAUCCAAACAGCCUAAGAACUCAUCUCAAUUGUACCUAUACUGUAAAAUAAAACUUGUCGCCAUCAGCCUCUACGAUGAAAACGAGCCAUUUGUGGUUUGGAAAUUACAAGUCCUUCUAGCAUGUGUGGUAGAAUAGUAGGUGCUUGUAGCAUUCCUAGACUAACUCAAGUUUAAUUAACAAUUUUCCUUUAUAUCCCUGUUCAAUAUUGAUCUUUUAAACUUAAAAAAGAAUCAGUCCAUAAUGGGAUAUAUAUAAAAACCCAAAUUUAUUCAUAUUAAUUUUAAUGUUAAUGCAUCAUGCCAAAAUGUGUUUGGUUGUGAAGUGUUGCGUACAUAACAUUGGGUUGUUGUUUUUAUUUUGAUUAGGUAUUUUUUGGUUUUAUAUCUUGAUUGUAUUCUGUGAACCACCCUAAGACCCCCAGGUAUAGGGUAGUGUAUGAAAUAAAUUCAAUAAAUAACCACCACUACCUUUUUGUAUUUUUUUAAACAAACCCCCCCCCCCAAUGAAUCGCCCUUUAACAGAGUUCCCUCACGAGAAUUGCAUGACUUAGAGGCGAUCCCCUUUGACGAAGUUCAUGAGACGAAGGACGGUUUUUUAUUUUUAAUCUUUUUUCCAGAUCCAAGAAUGGACAUUAUAGCCUAUGAUGAUUACUCCAAUCCACCGAUGCAGAGAUAUUGAGAGGAAACCGGAAUACCUUCAACCGGACCAGUGCGUUCCACCUCCCAGCCGCGGUUCCUCGGGAACAAUGUGGUUUAUCCGUGAUGGCUGUGGUAUUGCCUGUGCGGUCGUCACUUGGUUCCUGGUCUUCUAUGCCGACUUUGUGGUCAUCCUCGUUAUGCUGCUUCCCUCCAGAGACUAUAUUUACAGUGUGAUCAACGCCAUCGUUUUCAACACAUUGGCGUUCCUGGCUCUGGCAUCGCACAUGAGAGCUAUGGUAACAGAUCCAGUAAGUUUCCUCUCGGAAUAUAUUAACCAGCUGCUGGCUAGUUCUCUUGUUCUUUUGAGGGUGAUUUAGGGACUAAAUAUUCUAGAACCUAUUGAACACACGCAAACACGAUACGGUGGAACAUUGGUUCUCAAACGGCUUAGUUGACGAACAAAUCAACACCGCAAACCCGGAAGUAAGUGUUCUGGUUUUUGAACGUUUCUCGGAAGCUGAACAUCCGACGCGGCUUCCGCUUGAGUGUAGGAAGCUCCUGCAGCCAAUCAGAAGCCGUGCCUUGGUUUCUGAACGGUUUCGGGAGUCGAACAGAUUAAGUUUGAGAACCAAGGUUCCACUGUAUUGAUAAAGCGUCUGGGUUUCUACCAACCUGUCCCCAUGAGUGGGAAGAACUUGAUUUAUCUGAAGCAUUGUCCCUUUAUAUGCAUUUUUGUGGGGGUGGGGCAGAUCAUAAUACUGGAGUCAUGAUUAAGAGAAGCUAUGGAGGGGCAAUAAGGCAUUAUUUGAAUAAGAUAUGAAGGAGGAUGGAGAAGAAAUCUGUCCUUUUCUCUCUCAGUAGUGUGUGCAAUGUUGCUGACAUGUCGUGGCAUGAAAAGCUGGGGAAAGCCUGUCUUGCAUUCUUGUUUCUUUGGGAAAGUUCCACCACGACUAAAAUCUAUUCUGAAUAAAAGCGUUUCGUGUUAGCACUGGCUAGUGGCUAUUGAAGGACACCCAAGUUUUAUCCAAGUGUGUUUUAUCUGUGGUCCUGUCUAAAGUACUUUUUCAAGCUUUCAGCUCUUUAGAGGGCUGCGAGAUUGAAAUUUUCAGGAAACAGCAGCUUUCCCCUUUGCGUGUAAGUCUUGACUUAUGUUCUUAUCUGGAUUAUUGCCCAAAUGUUAUCUAUUCAGCUUGCAAAUUUGUAACAGAUGACAUAGAUGGGAAUCUCCCAGUCUAGCAAAAUGGGUGGGUCUGUUUUCAUUUUCCUAAACUUUUAUUUGGAGUUCUAGCCGACCUCGAAAGAGGCAUACAGAUCCAUGGUCUUCCCUCUAACCCUGUAUUGUUUCACAUUUCAAAUGAACAGGACUUCCAUUAACUAUAGCUUCCCAUUACACUUGAACAGGGAAACUGUGGCUGAUGGCUUCAGAAUAAGUCAGAACAUGAAACCAUGGUUUGAAGUUGUCUUAGUUUCCUGCCUUGCUCUGAAGUUGCUAACCAGAGUUACCCAGUUUAGACAUACAGUGGUACAGUGGUACCUCAGGUUAAGUACUUAAUUCGUUCCGGAGGUCCGUACUUAACCUGAAACUGUUCUUAACCUGAAGCACCACUUUAGCUAAUGGGGCCUCCUACUGCCACUGCGCCGCCAGAGCCCGAUUUCUGUUCUUAUCCUGAAGCAAAGUUCAUAACCUGAAGCACUAUUUCUAGGUUAGCGGAGUGUGUAACCUGAAGCGUAUGUAACCUGAAGCGUAUGUAACCCAAGGUACCACUGUACCUUGGUUCUCAAACUUAAUCCCUUCCGGAGGUCUGUUCCAAAAGCAAAACAUUCCAAAACCAAGGCGCGCUUUCCCAUAGAAAGUAAUGCAAAAUGGAUUAAUCCGUUCCAGAUUUUUAAAAGCAACCCCUAAAACAUGAAUUUAACAUGAAUUUUACUAUCUAACGAGACCAUGGAUCCAUAAAAUAAAAGCAGUAAACAACGUACCACAGUCACACAAUCCAUCAAUCAGUAGCUGAACUGGGUUCCACACAUUCACAGAAAUAAAACAAAACGAAAAAGCUGCAAAAACAAAAACGCAAAAUAAAUAGCAAAAACAGACAGACCUCAGCGUAACACCCAAAAUGGAAGCGUGGCACUCAGAUCCAAAGCGUAACACUCAAAACGGAGCACGUUCAGCUUCCAAAAAAAGUUCGCAAACCGGAACACUUACUUCCGGGUUUGCAGUGUUUGGGUUCCAAGUUGUUUGAGUACCAAGGCGUUUGAGAACCAAGGCCCCACUGUAAUGGGAAACUAUAGUUAAUGGCAGAGUUCGAGGCUGGCUGUGCCAACCCUGGAGGGGAGAGUGAAGGGCCUGUGUUUUUUAACUUCUCAAAACUUUUGCACUGGUGUUGAAUACCAUUUCAACAAAACUCUGUUAAUGUACCUAGGAGAGCAAAGUUUAACUUACCCUGUAUAAUCAGCAGUUCUGUGAUGGGGCCUAUUGAGGUUUUUCCCCCUGAUAGUGACUGAAAGCACUCCGGAACCCUUUUAUUUUCAUUUGCAGGGUGCAGUCCCCAAAGGUAACGCCACAAAAGAGUUCAUAGAAAGUUUGCAGCUGAAGCCGGGGCAAGUAGUUUACAAGUGUCCAAAAUGCUGUAGCAUCAAACCUGACAGAGCGCAUCACUGCAGGUACGGGCACAUUCUUUCGUUUAUGGUUUACUUAUGAUGAUGAGCUGGAUGGCUUGAUGCGUUACAUCUGCAGUAAUCCAAUAUAGGGCGGGUUGUACCGGUCAUUAUUGUGAUGCAAGCACAUUUCCAUGUUUCAUUUGCACCCUGGCUCCAUUUUGGCUCUUGUGACCUCAGGCUUUUGGCCAAGUGGAAAUAGUUCUAUUGCGAUCUGGUGUCUGGAGAAAACAUGGGUCUUUGAAGCGGAUGGAAUUCCACUUUGAUUUAUAUACAGUUGUACCUUGGAAGUCGAACGGAAUCCGUUCUGGAGGUCAGUUUGACUUCCAAAACGUUCGAAAACCAAAGCGCGGCUUCUGAUUGGCUGCAGGAAGCUCCUGCAGCCAAUCAGAAGCUGUGGAAGCCCACUCGGACAUUCGGCUUCUGAAAAUCGUUCACAAACCGGAACAGUGACUUCUGGGUUUGCGACAUUCGGAAGCCAAAAUAUUUGAGAACUAAGCUGUUCGAAAACCAAGGUACGAUUGUAUAAUUUUAUUAAGUUUUCUGUUUUACAAUUUAAAGCAUUCAUUUUUACAUCCUUAAGAUAUCAAUGACUUCCUUUCUUCUCUUUCCAUGGUUCAUUUUACACAUCAUAAAUCCCUGCAUAUUUUACAAAAACUAUACCAUUAUUGCAUGCGUCAAAACUUGUUUGCACCGUUGAAUUUAUCUUAAUGCUGCCAUCGUUUUCAGCAGUACACAAUUAUUUCCCAUAUAUUCAGUAAACGUUUUCCAAUCUUCUUUAAACGUAUGUUCUCUUUGUUCUCUUAUUCUAUAUGUUAAGUCCGCGAGUUGUGCAUAUUCUGUCAGCUUAAGUUGCCAUUCUUUAGUUAGGACCUCGCUCGUUUUCUAUUUUUGGGCUAACAAAACACGGGCCGCAGUAGUAGCAUACAUAAUAACCAUUUUUGACACCUGGGAAUUUCAGUCUGAAUUAUCCCCGACAGAAAGGACUGGGGUUUUUUGGGAAAGUACUUGUAAACACUUUUUUCUUCCUUCAUUAUGGAUCAUUUCCCAAUACUCAUUUACCCUUUUACAAGUCCACAAGGAUUUUCCGUGUCCAUUCGAUUUACAGUGUGCAUUUUUCUUUUAGUGUUUGCAAGAGGUGUAUACGGAAAAUGGAUCACCACUGCCCAUGGGUUAACAACUGCGUGGGAGAGAACAACCAGAAGUACUUUGUACUGUUUACAGUAAGUAUUUCAUUGUGUUGGAUUUUCCUGGAAUUCAUAAAGGGGCCUUGAAAUGUCAAGUGGGACUUCUGUGGUUAUCAGUAUAAUUACACUGCAAUUCUUAUGGGAAAGUAAUGGAUUGUUAACACUGCAAAAUGUCCGGGGCAAAGUAGUUUAAAAGGAUGAAAGCAAGCUGGCAAAGGUAUCCAUUAUUACCUAUUUAAAGCAUCCCAUCUUGGAUUGGAUCAGAUUUCACAGUGGUGGGCAACAUACGUACAUAUAUGUAUAUUUAUGUACAUAUAUAUGCGCGCGCACACACACACACUUAUGUGAAAAAGAAGGCAUACCCUCUUUGAAUUCUGUGAUUUUACAUAUCAGGACAUAAUAACAAUUAUCCAUUCCUUAGCAGGAAUGUUUGUUCUGUAUCUGCAGAAGUGUGCAUGUUUGUUUGUGUAUCUGAAGAAGUGUGCAUGCACACGAAAGCUUAUAACCAGAACAAAUUUAGCUGGUCUCUAAGGUGCUACUGGACAAUUAUUUAAUUUUAUUAAGUUUUUAUUUAUUUAUUUUGACUGUCUCAGACCAACACGGCUACCUACCUGAAUUAAAAAACUUAAGUUCACCUUAUGAUUAAAUAGCUUGUAGAACCACCUUUAGCAGCAAUAAUUUGAAGUAAUGGUUUUCUGUAUGUCUUUAUCAGUCUCUCACAUCGUUGUGGAGGAAUUUUGGCCGAUGUUAGAACCCAGGAUGGAAAAGCUAGGAGCAAAAUGGCUUUUAGGACCUGGGUUGGGGGCACCAAAAAAUGUCUAGUCACCACUGGGGUGUGUGUGGGCAACACUUUUUAUUUAUUAAUUUGAUGAGCAUGAACUAAUAUGCAUUCAAAUAAGUGACACAUUGUUAAUACCACAUUUUUAGCAGAAAAAUUGACACGUUUAAUUUGGUGUUUACAAUAAAAAUAUCGGUACCGUACUUGAGUUUUCAAAACACUCCGUAACAUAUUAUCUAUUCUUAACAUAUACUUUAAGGAUUCAGAUCACAUACAUUUCAGUAAUCCUUGAGUGUCAGCCAAGUGCAAAAAAUGGCACCCCGACUUUUUGAGGUGCUCGAAAAUGGAGAAUCUUUAGGUGCAAAAUGCACCUAGCACCCUGCUAAUACUGAACCCUGAUUUUGGCCCGCUCUUUACAAUGCACUCUACGUGGGGCGACCUUUGAAGGUGACCCAGAAACUACAACUAAUCCAGAAUGUGGCAGCUAGACUGGUGGCUGGGAGUGGCCACCGAGAACAUAUAACACUGGUCCUGAAAGACCUACAUUGGCUCCCAGUGCGUUUCCAAGCACAAUAAGUGUUGGUGUUGACCUUUAAAGCCCUAAAUGGCCUCAGCCCGGUAUACCUGAAGGAGCGUCUCCAUCCCCAUUGUUCAGCCAGGACACUGAGGUCCAGCUCCAAGGGCCUUCUGACGGUUCCUUCCCUGCGAGAAGUGAGGUUACAGGGAACCAGGCAGAGGGCCUUCUCAGUGGUGGCGCCCACCCUGUGGAAUGCCCUUCCAUGAGAUGUCAAGGAAGUAAACUGUAAAAACUACUCCGAAAAAAAUAUUAUUCCAAAAAUGAAACCUUCAUCUGGUUGUAAAUAUUAAGAUUAUACCAGCAAGAAUGACUCUUUCUGUAAAAAAAUAUAAUGAUUAAAAUCAAGUCUAUCGAUUAUUUUGCUUGAUAAACCAUCAUAUUUCAAAAGGGUUUGGGGGAAAACACCCUGCUAUUAUCGCAUGGAAGAAUAGAUCCCUUCUUACCGUUGCCGUUAUCUCAUAAUUCAGUAUUGUUAGAGAAGAAUAGACCUCUUGUUCAGUCAGUUUACUCCAGGUAUUUUUCCACUGGAUAUAGCUAGGCCUAUUAAUUCUUUGGCUGAAGUAAUUUAGGAGAUGAGGUUGAGGAUAAGGCGAUCUCUAUAAGCAUGUGAGCUUGAAUAUAUUUCUCUGUCCUGAAUGCCAUGUCUUUGAUUUCGGCUUCAGCUUGAAACCGGCAAACAAAUUGGGGGCAUUCAGAAAUGCGCCUUGAAGUCUGUGUGUCUUCAUAGUUCAAAAUCCUAUUGUGUUUCAGAUGUAUAUAGCACUUAUUUCCCUGCAUGCCCUGAUCAUGGUUGGAUUUCACUUCCUGUAUUGCUUUGAAGAAGACUGGACAAGUGAGUAUAUUGACAAAUGCCAUGCUUUCUCGUGAACUGGAUCCGAUUCUUUUCGAGCUAGCAAAUUGCUUCGUGCCCCCGAUCCACAAAGUUGCUUUGUGCAGGAUUUGCCAAAUCAGGAUGGUAUCCAGACCAUAGCUGUCAACCGUCCCUUAUUUGGCAGGAAACUCCCUUAUCCCAGCGCCGUGUCCCGCUGCUGUCCCUUAUUGUUGAUGUCCCUUAAAUUUCCCGGCUUUCAUGCUCGCCCGGCUCGGGAGGGAAGCAGCGGCUCGGGGUCCUCCGCCACGCGAGAGCGCGCGCGCACGAGCUGCCACGUCUCCGUCUCUCCCUUUUCCCCCUCAGGGGCGCGUCGUGAGGAGACGGGUGGUGGCGGGCAGGCAGGCAGCCUCUCUCUUGUGAGACUUCCACCGCGCUGCCAGGGGAAGCCGGAGGCAGCAGUGGUGGCAGCGGCUGAGGAGGCGGCCUGAGGGAGGAGGAAGAGGAGGGGAUGGGGAGGGACGCAGAAGGGCGGCGCUUCAGCGGCGCCGCAACCGCCUCAUUCCAGGCUCGCGGGCGGCGUGGGCGAGAGUCUCUCUCCCCCCCCCCCGGGCGGGGAAGGGCUGAUGGAACUCCUCGCGCCAGGACGACGGCAGCCCCGAUGUGCUGCUUAGCAUCCCCUCCAACCAGUGCAGCAUCUUAAUGUAGUGAUUUCCCCCUCUGCAUCCCUUUCAUAACUCUAUUUUUAUAAAUCAUUUGUCCAUUCAUAGUUCAAAUCUUUACUACAAGUUUUCUGUCAAUCCUACCAACUUAUGUAACUCUUUACAAUAGCUUUUCAACUAAAUUAUAAACUUUCCCCCUUCUUUAUUAAAGAGGUUCUCUUCCUGGUUUCUAAUUCUGCCUGUAAGCUUUGCCAUCUCGACGUCGUUCAUCAGUUUUGUCUGCCACUCUUCUUUGGUCGGAGUUGUAGACCCUUAGGAUCAUCUAGUCCAACCCCCUGCAAAACACAGUCAGUGGCAGCCAAAGCAGCAUGGAUCCAUCAGUGCCGGAUUUCUGCAUAAGCUAAGCCAAAAUCCCUUAUUUUGGCUGCUGGUCCCUUAUUUUCAAGGCUGCUGGUCCCUUAUUUUCAAAUCUGUAAGUUGACAGCUAUGAUCCAGACAUGCAGAAUGGUCUCUUCCUACUGUGGUUUUGUGCAUAAAUCAGCCCUUUUAGGUCCCGUAUAAGUUCGCUGGACUCUCAGAGGCCAGGGACUGUUAACAGUUCGUGUUCAGGAUCCUUUGUUUUGCUCUUGAGCCAAGGCUCUGAAGUGACACAUUUUUAAAAAGCUGUUUCACAUCCUACUCAGAUUUGGGUAAAACUGUCCCAUUGGAGACCAUCUGCAUGGUGCAGCCCUCACAGACAUGUGUAUAAGAAAUAUAGAGUAUUUCAUGUUUCAGUGAACCCCAAAAAUAAGAAAUAAUCUCUCCUUGUGUGAGGCUAGUUAGGCUGAGUGAGAAGGAGCCUAUUUUCUAAGGCUCUGAAAAAUUUCCCUAAACAGUUUAAUCUAUGUACUGUGACUUACUUGUUUUAUAUUCAUUUCCUCCCUCUCUUCUACAUAAAAAUAAAUUUAAAGCAGAGCAUAGGUUACACUUUGUGUUUUAUUUAUUUUUGAGAUUAAUUUCCUGCCCUUCACCCUAAGGUCGCAGGGUGGGUUACAUAGAUGAUGAUGAAUGUAUUAAAGACAACCAUGUAUAUUAGUCAUCUCCAGCUGUCAGAAUGCACAAGAGCUCAGGGCUAGGUAAACGCUCUGGAGAGAUAGUGAUACCUUGGUUCUCAAACUUAAUCUGUUCAGGAAGUCCGUUCCAAAACCAAGGUGUGCUUUCCCAUAGAAAAUAAUGCAAAACGGAUUAAUCCGUUCAAGAGUUUAAAAAACAACCCCUAAAACAGCAGUUAGUUUAACAUGAAUUUUACUAUCUAAUGAGACUGCUUAUCCAUAAAAUGAAAGCAACAAUCAAUGUACUGUACUAUAAAAUAAACAAGAGAGUAUUGUAAAUGAUAAAAAUGAAAAUUAAUUUCUUUUCUUACCUGAACUGAACUGAUAAUAGUCAUUGUUUGGAUGGGGGACUUCUAUCCAUUUCCACAGUCACACAAUUUAUCAAUCAGUAGCUGAACUGGGUUCCACACAGUCACAAAAACAAAUGAACCGAAAAAUGCAAAAUAAAUAGCAAAAAUAAAACACCAAACUUAAUCCGUCCUGGAAGUCUGUUUUACUUCUGAAAUGUUCGAAAACCAAGGUGCAGCUUCUGAUUGGUGCAGGCACCCUGGAAGCAAUAGCCAACAGCCACAUUGGAUGUUCGGCUUCCGAAAAACAUUUGAAAACCAGAACACUUACUUCCGGGUUUUUGGCGUUUGGGAACCAAGGCGUUUGAGAACCAAGGUACCACUGUACUUGAUUGGAAGAGGAAUCCAGAUGCUAUGAAUUUGGGUAGUCUUUAGGGUGCCACAAUACUUUUUUGUUCAUGUUGCAAGAGACCAACACAGCUACUUCCCUUAAAAAUGUCUUCAGAUCAAUAAAACUAACACUUGCCUAAAUUUCUCACAUCCUUUCCACAAAAGUGUAGUGUGUUCUAACUUUGGCAGUUGAACAGGUACCUAUAUUAUAUAUAUAUAUAUAUAUAUAUAUAUAUAUAUAUAUAUAUAUAUAUAUCAUACCAUGCCUCCAUUUAGUGCACAAUGCUUAAAGCUUAAGUGCAACCCAAAUUCUAUACAAUUUAUACAAGAACCUUCUAGGAAAUGUAUAAAUUGUGCGCUCUAUAUUUGUUUUGCUUAAGCUCCUGCAAAGAGCCACAUGCUGAAACAAUGUCUCUGGCUGCCAGCUUUCUGCUCAUAUCCCCCCUACCCCCCAAAAAACAGAAACAAACUUUUGCUACUGAGAUUUCACCAUGCUUUGUGCAUUCAGACAAUCGGAACAAAAGAGCUAGAAGCAUUUAUUUUUUAAAAACUGAAAGCUGAGGUUUUGACAAAGCUGAAUUUCCAAUUCUACACUUGACUAAAAUGCAAAUGACUUUAUUCCUAAAACUAUUAUUUACACAGGCUUUUAAGACUCAGUUCUGUUCUUAACUGUUUUUAUUGCAUGCUUUUAUGAUGGGUUGAAAAUAUAUAUUUCCCUAGUCUAUUGUUUUGUGUAUUGCAUUAUUUCUUACUUGUAAGUCACUCUGAGUUCAGUGGAACCUCGGAAGCCGAACACCUUUGAACUCGAACGUUUUAGCUCCCGAACGAUAGAAAACCGGAAGUGAUUGUUCCGAUUUUCGGAAGCCGAACGUCGGGUGCGGCUGCAGCCAAUCAGAAGUGCACCUUGGUUUUCGAACUGUUCUGGGAGUUGAACAGACUCCCAGAACGGAUUAAGUUUGAAAACCAAGGUACAACUGUACAGAUAAUUCCCAUUUUGCAUGAGGAUUCCAUUGCAGACCCCCACGCACCUAAAUCUGCCCCGCCCUCUUCCGUCCCUUUUCAUGACAUCUUUAUGAUGUCAUAAAGCCUACUUCCGGGUCCGGCGCUGUCAUUUGGACGCGCCUAAACAGGGAGUUGCCUGUACUAUAACAACAUCCAUUGGCUCCUGCUUCUACCUGGAAUACCAUGUCACGCUUUGUUUUUGCAGAGUGCAGUUCUUUCUCUCCGCCAACGACUGUGAUCCUUCUUAUCCUCUUGUGUUUUGAGGCUCUCCUCUUUCUAAUCUUCACGUCUGUAAUGUUUGGAACGCAGGUACACUCCAUCUGCACUGAUGAAACGGUGAGUGCUUCCUGAUCUCUUGCUCCCAUCCCCAAUUCCGUACAGUGCGUGAAUUUGCUUUAUUCUAUUGGAUGAACGCCGCUUUUAAGAAAAAUGCUUUUCUCACUUUGGUGAGCGUGUUCCCCAGGCAGGUGUAAAAGUAUUUUAUGAAUGGUAAUCGGAAUCACCUUGCAGUUUUCUUUCACUCCACCAAAUAGACUAGAAUCUCACACAACAGUCUGGUAUCUUAACGGCUUCUGUAAUUCCAAGUUCCCAGUUUUCACUGGGUUGUAGCAAAAGUCAGUUCUACUCAGAGUAAACCCAUUGACAUUAAUAAACAUGACUUAACUAUACCAGUAGGUCUACACUAAGCAGAACUUUGUUGGGUACAACCUAUUGUCUCUUACUAUUGUUCACACCUUGACAUGCAAAGACAAUAUGAGAUACAUGGUAGAAAGCCGUUUUUAUUCACGAGCUGCCUGUAGAGGAGCUGUAUCCUAAAAUAACAAUCUUCACCAUCCAAUUAGGUGGGAAACAUGCCAAUUGUUAAGACUGUAUUUAGUUGGACCAUAAGAUAAAGGUAAAGGGACCCCUGACCAAUAGGUCCAGUCGUGGCCGACUCUGGGGUUGCGGCGCUCAUCUCGCUUUAUUGGCCAAGGGAGCCAGCGUACAGCUUCCAGGUCAUGUGGCCAGCAUGACUGCUGCUUCUGGCGAACCAGAGCAGCGCACGGAAAUGCCAUUUACCUUCCCACCGGAGUGGUACCUAUUUAUCUACUUGCACUUUGCUGUGCUUUUGAACUGCUAGGUUGGCAGGAGCAGGGACUGAGCAACGAGAGCUCACCCUGUCAUGGGGAUUCAAACCGCCGACCUUCUGAUCGGCAAGUCCUAGGCUCUGUGGUUUAACCCACAGUGCCACCCGCGUUGGACCAUAGUGUUUCAUUAAAGUGGAUGUCUUGCGUCUCUGCUUUCUGCCCCUUUCAAAGGAGAAUUGUGAGGAACUAUUACCGUAUUUUUCGCUCUAUAACACACACCCGACCAUAACACGCACGUAGUUUUUAGAGGAGGAAAAUCCAUAGUCAUGCCACCCGUAGGCAUUCCCUCCAUAACACGCACAGAUAUUUCCCCUUACUUUUUAGGAGGAAAAAAGUGAGUGUUAUGGUGCAAAAAAUACGGUAUGUUGUAGUAUUGACCUUCGCUUGACACACCUGAAGGAAACUUGCAGUCUCAGCAUCCUUUCACAACUUCUGUGUCGCAGGACGGAUGUGUCUGUGUUCCGACAUGGCUGCUGGGGGGUGCACUCCCUAGUUAGUAGGAUGUUCUUUUAUUGUGAAUUGACAGCUGUAAAUAGAUGCCACUCUGACCCAACACAGUCAUUUUUGUCCUCUGCUUGUUUCCCCUCAUAAAUCAGACGGAAAGGCCUGUUUGUUUCCUUUGUUGAUAUCCAUUAUCAACGCGGGUUGCGCUGUGGUCUAACCACUGAGCCUCUUGGGCUUGCCGAUCGGAAGGUUGGCAGUUUGAAUCCACACAACGGGGUGAGCUCCCGUUGCUCUGUCCCAGCUCCUGCCAACCUAGCAAUCCCAAAGCAUGCCAGUGCAAGUAGAUAAAUAGGUACCGCUCCAGCGGGAAGGUAAAUGGUGUUUCCGUAUGCUCUGGUUUCCGCCACGGUGUCCCGUUGCGCCAGAAGUGGUUUAGUCCUGCUGGCCACAUGACCCAGGAAGCUGUGUGCAGACAAACACUGGCUCCCUUGGCCUGAAAGCGAGAUGAGCGCCACAACCCCAUAGUUACUUUUGCCUGGACUUAACCGCCCAGGGGUCCUUUACCUUAUAUAAAAAGGUUGUCAUGCAACUGAGCUUGGCAACUUAGUAGUAUCUUUAAAAAAGCAACUUCUGCAAAGGGCAUCUCCUAUAGAUAAUGAAUUAAUAUUUAACUAUCCAUUGCUAUGUGUGGGAAGUAAAUACUUCGUUCCUGGAGUAAACGGCUUUGAACUAAUGAGGUCAUAUAUACCUGAAAGUGCAUCCAUGGAGUCAGAACCUGUAGUGUCACUACUUAAUCUCCCCACCACACCCACAUCCUACCAGGUGAACAUGUCUAAGUUCAGCUGCCUAAACGUACAUGUCAUGCCUUGCAAUCCUAAACAGCCUAUUUCACUUUGUUAUGUGGGGCUUGCUCCCUAGUAAGCAUGCUUAGGACCGCAGCCCCAGGCUGCAGAGGGUUUUGCUUAAGCAUAAACCUUCCAAGAAUUCUAUGCCCGCUUUCAGGUUAACCGCAUUGCUCUUACCCAUGUUUUCUUGGGAGCUAAAAGUAAGUUGAAUGCCAAAGCAGAAAGGGUUAAAAAUGAAUAAUCUCCGAAGAAAAAACUGUUCUAUACAGUCAUACCCUGGUUUUCGGACAGCUUGGUUCUUGAACGUUUUGGCUCUCAAACCCCACAAACCCAGAAGUGACUGUUCUGGUUUGUGAACUAUUUUUGGAAGCCAAAUGUCCCAUGGCUUCUGAUUGGCUGCAGGAGCCUCCUGCAGCCAAUCAGAAGCUGUGCUUUGGUUUCCGAACGUUUUGGAAGUCGAACAGACUUCCAGAAUGGAUUCUGUUCGACUUCCAAGGUACGACUGUACAGGUUAUUUACCUACCAUAUUUUUCGCUCCACAAGACGCACCUUUUUUUCCUCCUAAAAAGUAAGGGGAAAUGUCUGUGCGUCUUAUGGAGUGAAUGCCUACGGAUGGUGGGGGGAUCCUGCUGCAGUCGUGAGCAGAGGAUCCAUGGUUCCCCUUCCUUCCCUCCUCCAUGGCUUUGAAGCAGCAAAGUGGGAGAGGAGCUGCUUACACAGGUAGCUAUAAGCGGCUCCUGUCCGGUUGGCUCCUUUAAAGCAAUCGUGCUCUUUCCCUCCCUCCUCCCUGCUCAGCUCGCUGAAAAGCUCCUUCUCCACACCCCACGCAUGCUCCUUGUCCCUUCAGUGUUUUUCCUUCCCUCCCAACUUAAAACGUGGUUACAAAGCACGGAUCCACAUGGAUCCUCAGGAUUUUUGCAUUGGGCUACCCCAAACUCACCGUCAAAUCACAUGUCUGUGGCCACAGCAUGAACCACAAAAAUCAUACACCCACUGUUUCUUUCAGAAUAUUUUUUUCUUGUUUUCCUCCUCUAAAAACUAGGUGCGUCUUACGGAGCAAAAAAUACGGUAGUCACUGCUUCCAAUGUCACUCACAUUUGCUGCCGCUACAAAAUUUUAAUUGGGUGCUCUUAUUUAUUCAAACUAUUUAUAAACCACUUGACUACCAUUGGCUCUAAGUGCUUUACAAGGAUACAGUAAAAAAAGGUAAAAAUCAGUUAAAACUGCAAAAUUAAACUUCAGUUAAAAUGUCUGCUGGAAUAUAACAGUCUUCAGUAGGUGCCAGAAGUUCAAUAACAGAACAGCAUACAAAAGUCCAGCAGCAGCGGGCAGGAGUUAAAACACAACAAAAUGAUUCUGUAUAAAAAUGGCAAAUGACUAACUGAUGGCAGCAAGCAGGAGGCUAAGAGCUUCACAGUUCUAAAAGGUAUUAAAUGACUCGAGCAAAACAAAGUUGUUCACUGGUGCCAAAGGGACGUCAGAUUCAGUAGCCAGUCAGUUUCCCUGGGGAAGGCAUUCCAAAGCCAUGAUGCCAUAGCAGAGAAGACCUCGUCGUGUGUGUGUGUGUGUGUGUGUGUGUGUGUGUGUAGAGGGAGUGACAUGGAGAAGCACAUUGGAGGGAGAUCUUCAUACCUGGAAAGGUCUAUGCAGAUGGCAGUCCAUAAGGUACUCAGGCCCUAAGCCAAUUGCAUCUAGAAAAGUUACAACUUGCAUUUUGAAUAUAGAUGCUCAUAUAUGCGGUCAGCUGUAGAAUGGCUUAACGUAAAUCUUGACAAAUUGCUGUCGACACAUACACAUACACACAGUUGUACCUUGGUUUUCGAAUGCCUUGUGACUCAAACGUUUUGGCUCCCGAAUGCCGCAAACCCGGAAGUGAGUGUUUGAGAACUUUUUUUGGAAGCCGAACGUCCGACGCAGCUUCCGAUUGCAUGCAGGAAGCUCUUGCAGCCAAUCAGAAGCCAUGCCUUGGUUUUCAAACAUUUUUGGAAGUCAAACUUCCAAAAUGGAUUCCAUUCAAGAACCAAGGUACAACUAUAUUUUACUACAUGCUAAACUGUCGUUUUGUAUGCACAGUCCUCCAGAACUACAAAAUCUCUUUUCUGGGUAGUUGCAUGUAAAUUCAGAUCCCACCGAUGUAAAUAUGAAGUUAGACUUUGGGUCUUUUUUUUUUUUGCCCUGAGUAUCACUUUGCACUUACUUGAAUAUUGUUUUGCCCUUUUGUUGCUCAUCACCCAGUUUGGAGAGAUGUUCCAAAACUUCUCCAUUCUGCUUUAGAUUCCACCAUCCUUAGUGCAUCCUGCCAAACUUGGUUAAAAGCUUCAAGUUAUGCUUCCAGGCAUGAUGGCAAACAGUACUUUACCUUCACAAGCAUCAAGGCAAAGCCAGGAUUUCAAACUGUGGCCUAAACCUGCUUUGCAUAAACCACAGUUUACUAGGUUUGCUGCAAGCAGAAGUUCUGAAUUCCUCCUCUGUUUGAAUGCCAUAGGAGAGAAGGGUAUGUGCAGGCCCCAAGUUUAUAGCUGUUCAUAACAGUAAAUCAUGUUUUGCUGUUACAACUGAAUGCAUUCAGGAUCUACUGGCUCACACACCUGUUGAGACUCAAAGGAUUCUCAAAAUAUUGUUAAGGCAGAAGUUGUCUUUCCAGAAGCCGUGCUACUUCAUUCUCAGCGAGGCUUAUUCUUCGAUACGCUUCAUAAUUUUAUCUUACCUGGCUCAGAAAUUAGGCUGAUGAGUCUGCCGUUACCCCAAUUUGCCUCCAAAUCUCCCUUUUAAAAAAAAGUGUUAUAUUUGUCGGUGAUGAGGUUGAUUUUGUAAGUAGACUAUUUAGAUGAGCAACUUUACAUUUGCAUAUGAAUGUCAUCCAGAUCCAGCGAUCGCUAGUUGAAACACAUUGCCUUUCUCGGUUUGACUCGGAUGUGUCAGAUGUUGGCAUCGCUAACAUCUUCUGCGGCUUAAGCAGAUGAAAAUAAUCUACCUUGCUCUCUGCUGUCGCCAGGUCCUCCUUCAGAUGACCCUUUUAUAUAUUAUCCAGAGGUCCUGCCAUCUCCCUGACUCCUUGCCUAUAUUUCUUAAAGAAAUAUUUAGCUGUAUCUGUGCCUCCAGCAAUUUGCUCCUCACCUCUCUUCUCUCUACGCCUUAGCGAUUUCCGCAUUUUGCCAGAGCUGUUUCUCGCCACCCGCCCAUUUCCUUCAGUUUAGGAAGAUUUCUGUUUUAUUAAAGAAUUAAAUUUGCAGCUCUUUUCGUAUUCAUACCAGUUCUGAUGUAUUUAUUGAUUAGUAUAAUUUUCUGUACUGCCUUUGACUCCAGGAAGGGUCACAAAAAGACCCCAGUGAGUACUAAUCUUUCCCCCAAAUCAUAAAACAUCUAUAAAAACCUUUCAGUCAAAUAUGAAUAUAAACUACAGGAUUCAGGCAUUAAUGACCUGGAAAAGCCUGAGCAAAUAAGUUUUUGAAGCGUUCCGGAAGCACCCAUCCGUUGAUGCCUGCCUAAAUUGGAGUUUUAUGUUCUGUUGGAUCAUUUUUUAUAGUGGCUAUAAAGCAAUUUUGGGGCUUCCUGACUCUCGCCUCCAACUUCCUUUUUAACUUAUCUCCACCCCCACCCCCCCUUUUUUGAGGAAUGGCUGCUUCUGGAAAUGCAUUUGACUGGGGGGGACUUUCUAGGCAAUUCUCUUCUGGUGUGUAUAUGAUGAAUUUGAUACUGUUUUAGUUUCUCUUCAAGUGGCUUGAAAUUGCUCAUUGCUCAGAUGAGAGCCAUUCACUGCUAAGCAUUUAAAUCAAGGAUCACCUUAUCUCUCCUUAGCUUGCAUGGCUAUUUUUAGGCACAGUCAUUUUUUGUGUGUGCGCGCGUAGAAAUAUUUAGAAAUAUAGGAAUAUUUUCUUUGCCACAGUGUGUACACUUAACCACCAUGACAGGUUUUCUGCAUAAUUAACACCUGUUAUCACAUGAUCCCUUCUGGCUGUACCCAAGAUUCCAAUAUAUUUCCAGGUCCCCAUUUUGAUAAAUGUGACAACUGUAGUUCCUCUGUGUUUGACCUGGUAUUGUGAGUGCCCGCCCCCCCCAGCUUCCUUUGGCUCUGUGACUUGGUUCUCCCUAGAGUUUCUCAUUUCAUUGCACUCUGUCCUUCCUACCUUUCUAAAUGUCAGUGUGAAAAAUGGGCCUCAAAUCUUUGACACGGCAUACAGUAAUACCUUGGUUCUCAAACAUAAUCCAUUCCAGAAGUCCGUUCCAAAACCAAACCGUUCCAAAACCAAGGCGUGCGUUCCCAUAGAAAGUAAUGCAAAAUGGAUUAAUCCGUUCCAGACUUUUUGAAACAACCCCUAAGACAGCAAUUUAACAUGAAUUUUGCUAUCUAAAAAGACCAUUGGUCCAUAAAAUGAAAGCAAUAAACAACGUACCGCAGUCACACAAUCCAUCAAUCAGUAGCUGAACUGGGUUCCACACAGUCACAAAAACAAAACAAAAAACAAGCCACAAAAACGCAAAAUAAAUAGGAAAAAAAGGUAGAGCUCAGCGUGGCGCUCAAAUUGGAAGCGUGGCACUCAAAUCGGAAGCAUAACACUCCAAACAGAGCACGUUCCGCUUCCCAAAAAACUUCGCAAACUAGAGCACUUACUUCCGGGUUUGCAGUGCUUGGGUUCCAAGUUGUUUGAGUACCAAAGCGUUUGAGAACCAAGGUAGCACUGUAUUUUAGAAAACUGAUUCAUUUCCCAGUGUACAACUCUACACUUUGUGUCGGUGUUCUUUCAGAUUUGGAGUCGUGAUUGCAAACGCUAACAUGCAAGUGGUCAGCAAACAAAUGAUGUGUUAUCGGAAACGUCUCAGUUUGCUCUCCCCCUAACCGUUCCUAAACUAAUGGGGUACCUUUUUUCACUUUGAUAUAUGCACCGUCUUUAUCCUGCAACUCUUUUUCCCUGCUGACACAGCCUGUAGCUUGCUAGUCAGAAGAUUCAGUGGGGCUUAAAAAGCGGGCAUUUCUUGAACUUCCUUGUGGAGAACUUGGAAGCGGUUGGAGGGAUUAACCAUUUGCACAAAACCUUUUUGGCUCCCUUAUCCAAUGCUUUUAUUUGGAGACUUCCUAAAACUUUCAUAACACGUUAUAUGACUUCCUCUUUGUUCAUAAAUUUGCUGCUGGUUUGUGUUCGUUCUUUUUCUCUCCUUUUGCAAACUCACAAAGUGGGGAGUGUUCAGGGAAUUGGUUAUUUUCCUGCUGCAGCCAUUUGAUUAAAGGGUAGGGACCCUUUUUCCCCGAAACCAGAACUACCAAGUUAAGUUCCUGACUGAAAAUGUCAUGUUUCUGUUUUCAGGGAAUAGAACAGUUGAAAAAAGAAGAGAGAAGAUGGGCUAAAAAAACAAAAUGGAUGAACAUGAAAGCAGUAUUUGGCCAUCCGUUCUCUAUAGUUUGGCUUAGCCCAUUUGCCACUCCUGAUCAAGGAAAAGCAGACCCCUAUCAGUAUGUGGUCUAAGACUCCAUGAACAGCAUUUCCACUAAAACACAAAAACCACAUUUACAGCACUACUGUUAUUCUACAUGAAUGUUUCAAACGAAUUUUUUUAAAGAAAAAAACGCCUAUUAAAUGGCUGAUGAUGGCAGAGAAAAGACAAAAAAAAGCGCCCUGUAGUCUAAAAACAACUAAAAAAGAGAACUUUUCGGUCAUUCUUUGUCUCUGGUGGCUAAAGCUUUUUUUUCUUUUCUUUUUUAACCUGUUAACUUGAUGGGUCUGUUUUGGUUUCCUGUCUGCUUUCUGUAUGACAUAACUAAUGGAAAAGGGGGGGUCUCUCUUUUCUUGGCGCCCACCUCCAGUCUUUACACACCCUGACUGGCACCCGAGUGACAAUCUGUGCCAACAGUGCCAUCUCGUUGCGUAACAAAUUAUGGACUUUGGGAUGGCAGCUGACGCUUUCGGUGGGCUAUGGGGGCCUCUUUGUGUUGCGAUAUUCCCUUCCACCCCCACCCUGAGCUUUUAAGCCUCGCUAAGAACCGAAAGAUGGAAGAACAAAAGUCCGAGCCUGUUAAUAACAAAAUUGCCUAGCUUUUAAUGUCUCAAAUGUAUUGCCGACAUUACCGUACUUUGGGAAGCUACAGAAAGGAUUCCAUCUCCUCCCCCCUUUUUUCAAUUUUUUUAUGCUGUUUGGUUCCAUCCUCUCCCUGGUUCCUGGGCUAAACGGCGGAAGGUUUUUGUCGGCGUGUGUGGGUUUUGAUGCCUUACGACUGGAGGAGGGAGAAAUCUUUAUUUCAAUGUAUAGAAUAGCAAGGUGAUGUCUGUCUUUGUUUUGGAAAAUAAAAAUAAAAGGAGGGAUUCAACAGUGUUCAUAUGUAUGUAGGCUUGCCGGUCCAAAUGAGAACCUAAGCACAGGAUGUUUCCGUAGAUGCGUUGUCUUUUUUUAAAAGAAAUAUUGCCACCUUUUUUAUAUCUCUGUAAAUGUCUUUUCUCCUUUAUAUUUAUACAUAUUAUAUAUUUUACAUUGGGGAGAUGUCAAGUGUUAAAGGAUCAUGCAUGUCUUCUGUCACGGCUUUGUGGACGGCAAGCUCUAUAUGUAGUAAGAUCUGGGAAACGGGAACUUGAGUAGAGGGCAUUCUGUAUAAAACAAAAGCGAGUAGAAUUAACUAGUUUACACCCGAAACGACUUAAGUCUGUAGAAUUAUUAUUUUUUGGGGUAUCUCGACAGGGAUUUUAUUGUAUAUUUUGGAUCCAAAAAACUACUGAUUAGAGCCAUCAUAGUAAUUGCAAAAAACAAAACAAGAUCCAGCACUAUAAGAUGGUAGAACUGCAAAUAAGCUAUUCUUCUUUUGACUGCAAAUUAAUUCUUUUGACUGAAUCAAAGCCGGGGUGGGAAUCAGUGAAGGAGGCUAAGAUCUGUCUCGUUUCAAAACUAUGUAAAUGCUGCAUCUUUUCAAUUCUGUCAAUGCUUCCAUAUGGGAAACAAAUGCAAUAAACCUUUUCUGAACACUGUUCCUG